AUGGACUUCAACGCCAGCCUCGGCAGCCCCGCGGGAGCCAAGCGGGGUAGAGAAGCCGCCGCCGCCGUCGUCGCCAGAGGUAAGCGCGCAACGCUGCCCGCGAGUGCGCCCCUGUGCGCCCUGGUGCGUCCUGGAGACGCGCUCUGCCCCGCUGGGAUCCAGGCGGUGGGGAGCAGAAGACCCCCAAAGGGAGGGGGCGCGGGGCUUUUUCCGGUGUUGGGAUGGAGAGAAGGAAAGCUGUUUCCUUCCCCGAUGGGAGGGACAAAAAGUGAAAAGGGGGUCGUCAAAGACGGAGAGGGGGAAGGCGGGGUGAACGCGAGGUGGAUUCCGAGGCGAGGUAAGUUUGUCAAGUGGGUAUCCAGUUCGGAAAAGUGGGUGGCUCAGGGAGGGGGGGAUUGGCGUUGGACACACCCACCCUCCGCGAUCCAGAGGCAGGAGGGUUAUUUGGGGAAAGGCAUAGUUAUUCCGGGAAGGGGGGUAUCAAAAGAGAAUUAAGUUGGGAGGGGGCUAUUUGGGUGGGUGGAGAAAGGGGUGGUUGCGUCUCAGCGAGGGGCUUCAGUGACUCCGGUGAGGACGGCGAUAUCUGGCAGAAAUAAGGGGGGGGGGGGCCGCAAAGUAGGGCUCUUUUCCCACCCACUUUUAAGCAACCCUAUUUAGAGAGUAUCACUGUGGGGACUCAGCUUUCCCAAAAAUUGGGGGGGGGUAGCCAGAGGGGUUUCUAACCCUUUUGCAAUCACUUCGAGAUCGUGGAGCACCAGUGCAUGUCCUCUUCUGCUGCUGUUCCCCCCCCCCAAAAAAAAACCACUCCCCUUAAAAUUUCCAUGGUUUUCCACUAUGCUUUGCAAAAAUCAGAUUUGUUCUGUUGCUUUUUCAGUGAGAGUGAUUUGCAGUUAUAUUCCCCCCCAACCAAACCGGCGGUGGUUAUUCUUUGCCUUCACCUCCUGGAGAAUCUCACAAGUGUCAUGGAUUAUUUCCUCAAUCUGUUGGGAUCAGGCUGUGUCCAGUGUGUUUGUUUGUUUUUUGGGUGGGAGGGAAUGUUAUAUUCUCUCUUCCAGCGCUUUUUGUUUUCUGGGGGAACUCACCGGAACUCAGUUCCGGCCCCUCUCAGGUGUGUGGCAUUGCCACGCCAAAAGAAGGAGGGAAUUGUUCGUGGUGACUUUGGCACCUCUUCUUUUAAAGAAAACAGCACUGCCCUCUUCCCUCUGUAUCAGGCAAGAAAGACAUCAGAUAGGGCCGCGUGAUCUGGCAUCCUGUUCCGAACAGUGGGCAAAUGCCCCUCAGAACCCAGGAGUGUGGAUAGACUGCCGCUGGACCUGGAGGUUCCAUCCGAGCCUCAGAGGACAACCACCAGAUUCCCCGCUUGGGCUUCCUCAAAACUGGGAUUGAGAGUCAAAUGUGGCUCCAAUAGGGGAGGCUGAUCAUAGGUGUCAUGGCCAGUAGCCCCUGAUAGCCCCCGCCCCUGUGAGACGCGAGUGAUUGCAUUGUUUACAAAAAAAUAAUAAUAUUCUGUCCCACAUCUUCCCUUGCAAAAUGACCUAUUGGCCAUUGGAACCACCUCUCCAAAAUAAGGAGAAGCCACGUUUAUGCCUCAAUGUCUUUUAUUGCUUCCUCCCUUCUCCUCCUCCUCUAUUUUUAUGGGAUUUCAGUUUUGACGUGCUCAGUUUUCUGAACAUAAAAAGUCUCUUGGGAGUGGGGCCCAUUUCGCAGAGAGGAAAAUUGAGGCAGCUCUGUGGGGCAGGUGCAAGCUCCUCUUUACCAGUGUGCGGGAACAGAACUGGGGUUAAAGCAGGUUAAGUGUGUUGGGGAAUUGCUGUUCUUGGGGUUGGGGAAGGGGCUUCCCAGUUGUUUCAAAGUUGGGUGGUCCCCGGAACGUCAGCUCGCUCUGCUACCUUUGACAGCCACCCAGUUCUUCCUCUGUCCUGGCUACCAUAGAACCAGCUCUGCAGCGACCCUUAGCUGUGAUUACGCUCCCCCCUCCCCAAAAAAUAAAACUUUGUUGAUAUCCAUGAAAAGGAUGCAUUGACUGUAUGAAGGCAUCUCAUUUAUUCUCAUUUAAACCAGGCCUUUGUGCAUAACUUAGGUGGACUAGAAUCUUAGUCCUGGACCUUGAGUACUGGCCCUCGACAGUCGGGGUUGACAGUCCUGAAUUUGAGGGACCGAUUCCACAUUCCUUCGUUCUUUUGACACCAUCUCCUGUUUCUUUCUCAAGAGAGAGAAUCUUCACAAAGGCACAUUCUCCCCAAAUAAGCCCCCAAAGGAAAAGUAUCCGAAACGUGCUUGCAAACACCCUUCACUGUUAAGAAAGAUAAAGGCAUAUACUUCAUUCUCUAGACAUCUGCUUUGCAGGUGGAAGAUUGCAGGUUCAAAUCCUGGCAUCUCCAGGUGAGGUCAGGAAUGUGCCCUGCCUGAAAACCAGGAAAACUGUCAGUGUAGACGAGGCUGAGCUGGGCGGAUUAACAGUUUCACACGGUACACAGCAUUCUGGGGUCAAAGGUGAGGAUGGGACAUUUCCCCUGCGCAUUUUGACACCAACCCCCCAAACCUUUGGGGAUUAUGUCUCUCUAGCCUGAUCACCUGUUGAGGCACCUUCCUGGGGGCAUGCCAUACAUCUGAAGCACAUUUUUCCUCACCCCAAGAAUCCUGGGAACUGUAGUUUUUGGGGGGUGCUGGGAACUGUACCUCUGUGAGGACUAAACUACAGUUCCCAGGUGCCUUUUAUUGGGGGGGGGGUUUGCUUUAAUCUAUGGUGUGUACACAGGCAAAGGGAGGCCUGGGCUGAAAUCCUGGUAGGAUUAAUUAUUCUAAGGCCCAGAUUGCCACCCCUUCGCUGCGGUUUUUUUCUACCCUCUCUCUUUAUUUUUAUUUUUUUGUCCCCUUUGGGGUUGUUGACAAAACCCGCCUCCCAUCUGAGAGAGCGAGAGAGAGAGCGCCCCAAUUAAGUCAUUUGCAUGGUGGUUACGGCACAGCGGCAAUCUCGAGUCUUUUUCUCUCUCCGGCAGAGAGAGGAAAAGAGAUCGUAUCUCUCUCUCUCUGAGGCAGAGAGAGAGAGAUGAGUUGUGAACGCGGCUUGGCCAGUUUCAGAGUGAAGCUAGGUUUCGUUCCGCAGCGUCUUCUGCCUCGCUAAUGAACACCUUCGCUCUCCUGUUAAAGCCAUCUCCUGCCACCCCAGAGGAGACUCCCUUUCUCCAUCUCUCUUGGGACUGAGGUGGCCCAGAACCCAUUGGAUUCCCUGGUACAGAGGGUGCACCCGGCCUCCUCCUCCUCCUCUUCUUCUUCUUCCUCUCCCCCCCCCCACUGCUCCCCAGCCGUCACCUCCAAGAACCGGCGCUGCUCUCAUCUCGCCGAAAUCUUUUUCAACCUCUCCCCGCAAGAAUACUUUCAAAGUUUUCAGCUCAACAUCUGGCUUCCGUUUUCACUUUGCAAAUUUGACAUGUUUUGUCUCCAGGAGUUUGGGGGGGCGUUGUUAGAGGAGAGGGGCUUUUUCUGCUUUUUAAAAAAAUUAUUUAAAUAUAUAUUACUUUGCUUUUCAAUUCCCGGACACUCCACGAAGAACCCUCUCCGCUUAGGGCAGAGGCUGAAAUUUGCAUCUCCCUGUGUGUGAAUCAGCAUAUGCAAAUUGGGGUGCAGGUUUAUUACUUCAUUUAUUUAAUGAAAACACUUGUGUGCCGUAAAAAAAAUAUUGAGGCAGUUCGUGGGAAUAAAACCAUAUUCAGGCAACCAAACGGCGGGUUGGACUACAUGGCCUCCCGGAGUCCCUUCCAGCCCUACAAUUCUUUGAUUCUAUUUUUCUAUUUAAAAAUGUUUAAGCAUUUGUUUCACAGAGUGAAGCCCUUGAGACUUAAAAAAGCCACAAGUAUGUACUGUAGUCCGUCCCUGCCGGCCUCCUUAUUCUAGCUCCUUUAUUUAUUUGGUUUUUCUUCCAGAGGUUGUGUUCCUCAUAUCAGAGCUUCCUGAAUAGCAGGCUGCUUACUAUCCCGUGGAUUUAAAGCCUGCAACCUUCCCCCCCAACACAAGAAUCCUGGGAACUAUAGUUUUACCGGCUCACCAAACUACAAUUCCCAGCACCCUCUGCAAACUACACUUCUUCCAGAGAUUGUGUUCCUCAUAUCAGAGCUUCCUGAAUAGCAGGCUGUUUUCUACCCUGUCCAUUUAAAGCCUGCAACCUUCUCCCCCAACACAAGAAUCCAGGGAAGUAUAGUUUUACCGGCUCGUCAAACUACAAUUCCCAGACCCUCUGCAAACUACGCUUCCCAUAAAUUCUGGGGAGCUGUGCACUUUGAAGAUGCGGUGAGCACCCAGCACAGAGUCGACCCAUUUCAAAUGAAUGACCCGUGUUAAUCAGUUAUUUCCCCUUUCCACUGAUUUCUAAUAGAUUCACAACUUUGACUCCAUGCUAUAGUAGCCUGUUAGCCCAAAUAUUUUCCACAAAGUAGCCGGGUUGUUACUAAAUUGUAGCCCUGAACCUCUGAAGUCUGAUAUCUUCUCCCAGCUGACGGCUGCCAAAUAUUUACAUCCGGAUCUCGCGUCUUCCCCAAUUUUUUAUUUCCUUGCAGAACUAGCAGAUGAGCAUCGUCUUGGGUUGUUUGCCUGGGUGGUCAGUUUGGGGUUUGAAAGCAGAAUCCUACCAUAUUUUCCAUCCUGGCUCCACAACCAUGAUGAUUAGGAACAUUGGGGGAGAGUGCUUGCAUGUCAUGUUGCUGGGAUUUUUAUUCCUAGUUAGGGUAGUGAUGCCUAACAGUUAGAGCAGAGGUUUUUUGGCCAAUUCUGGAAAGGACGUGUGUAGUCUGCAAAUCUCAAAAGCUGAGGACUAGAUUCCUUGGAAGUGUGUGCACUGUGGGACAGUGGAAGAGGCACCCCAUGGCUUCAGGUAGCUGGCAUGGCAGAGCUUCAUGCGGCUGCAGUGCUGUUCAUUUAACUACAGUGCAUCUGUUUCUUUUGUUGACUUGUUCAGGAUUGUGAACAUGUGUUUGCGUGUAGAGAGUGUUAUCACAAUGUCCCUUGAGCUCAUCUUUUAACCCAGGCACCCCCAAACUCGGCCCUCCAGAUGUUUUGGGACUACAACUCCCAUCACCCCUGACCACUGGUCCUGUUAGCUAGGGAUGAUGGGAGUUGUAGUCCCAAAACAUCUGGAGGGCCGAGUUUGGGGAUGCCUGUUCUAACCCUAAUACUCCCCUCUUUGCCAAAAUCCUGAAUUUGGUCCAGGGGUCAGCAAACUUUUUCAGCAGGGAGCCGGUCCACUGUCCCCCAGACCUUGUGGGGGGCCAGACUAUAUUUUGAAAAGAAAAGAAAAAUAAAUGAAUUCCUAUGCCCCACAAAUAACCCAGAGAUGCAUUUUAAAUAAAAGGACACAUUCUACUUAUGUAAAAACACGCCGAUUCCCGGACCGUCCACAGGCCGGAUUUAGAAGGCGAUUGGGCCAGAUCUGGCCCCUGGGCAUUAGUUUGCCUACCCAUGAUUUGGUCUGCUUGGAAGAAAAGCCAGGUGAACUCUGCAUCUGCUCAGAGGCACUCUUUCCAUCCUUAUUAGAUGCUCCCGGUGGGCUUCAAGACAAAUUUUUUGGGCUCUGGUCCUGAGCUGGGUUGGAGCCCCCAUCGAAAGCCCAUUCCCCUCCCACCCGAAACAGAAUGCUGGGAACUGUAGUAUAUUCCCCCACCCAUAGCUACAGUUCCCAGCACCGAGUAUUCUUCCUUUGGAUGUAUGUAUGGGAAAACAUGCUUCUGAUGUGCUUCGAAUGUGCAGCGCGUACUUCGUCUGUGGUCACAGUGCCUCUGAGCAUGUACAGAGCGGGGGACCUUUUCAAGCACAUCAGUCUAGCAGCUGGGCCAUAUAGUGUUUAGGGAAGCUUUUGAUGUUUGAUGCAUUACUGUAUUUUAAUAUUUUGUUGGAAGCCUCCCAGAGUGGCUGGGGAAGCCCAGCCAGAUGGGUGGGGUAUAAAUAAUAAUAAUAAUUAUUAUUAUUAUUAUUAUUAGGCUCUCCUCGUUUAAUCCCCACAAGAGCCCUGUGAGGUACGACAACCUGAGAGCCAACCACUGUCGCCCAAGCCAGCUUCAUCUGGCAGAGUGGGGAUCCGAACCCUGGUCUCUCCCAGGUCCUAGUCCGCCACUCUAACCACUACACCACCGCUGCCUCUCCCCUAGUGCUAUUCCCAGGAGACUCACUGAAUUGGUCAACAUACCUAACAUUUCAGUGAAUUUAUUCUAAGUGGAAUGUAGUUGGAAAGGAAAUGACUAAAGGUAUCUAAGGACCCUCCGGAGACCUCGCAAUUUUCCCAGCUGAUUGGCGUCCCAGGAGUUGGACCCGGGUAAACUCUGUUCCCGCUCCCUUCUUGCAAGCAAUUGCUUUUAUUUUUAACCGCUUAGGAUUUCAGCUAAUAUGUUAAUGCGCAGGCAAGGGCUCUUUGCUGGGGGACCAGCUGAUCUCCCUCAGACGUGAUUCCUAAGCUGCUGGUAAUCUCUGCCCCACCUCCCAGCUCCAAAAUCACCCCCCCCCCAAACGGGCUGGCAUGGCCCCCUCUGGUCAAGCCGGCCGUCAGGUGGGUUUGCUGCAUCCUUCAGGGUGGGGAGGGCGCUUUCAAGAAACCGGCUGCCUUUCCCUCGCGAGAAACUUACAUUUUCUCCCCUGGGUAGGUGGAGAGACUUUUGCUGCAUAAAGCAAAACAGAAAAACCCUCUUUGUUUGAGCUUUGGGGCCUCGGCUCUAGGGAGAUGAGGAAUUUCAGAAGCUGCCUUGUGCCCAGUUAGACCAAUUGCCUCCCUAGCUUAGCACUGCUUACACUGACCGGCAGCAGCGACGCUCCUGGGUUUCAGAAGGGGAAAUCUUUCACAGCCUGGCGACAGGGGUGCUCCAGUUCCUUCCGAAGAACCUGUGAUGGACAUGAAGGGAGGGAUUUGACCCACCAGCCCCACCCAGAAGGGCCACUGGUCAGGGGUGCCCCACCCCUGAUCUCUCCCCCCAAUAGUGAGGCAGCACUUCUCCUUCGGAACUCCCUGCCACUUGACAUUAAGUCGGCGUCAUCACUGUUCCUUUUAGACCCCCACAGAAGACAUCGCUGCUGUAACAGGCUUAUAUCCAGACAUCUAAUUUGGUUUACAUUUGUGGGUUUUCGUUUUGCUUGCUUUUUAAAUUAUUUGUCAUGCUUAACUGUUUUCUCCGUGUUUCUAACAGUGGUUUAAAUGUUAUUUUUAAUUUAAAAACAAGCAAGCAGGUGCGUUUGCUGCCCAGGGCUCCUCUGGGAGCUGCGUUCGAAUGCUACUCACAGGUAAACCUGUGGAAAUGAACGGUACUAAAUUAGUCGUGCCCACAAACUGCCCAGAGCAGGGCUAGCGUUCAAUAAGGAGGCUGAAUACAGUGGUACCUUGGUUCUCAAACGCCUUGGAACCCAAACAACUUGGAACCCAAACACUGCAAACCCGGAAGUAAGUGUUCCGGUUUGUGAACCUUUUUUCGGAAGCCGAACAUGCUCAGUUUUGAGUUUUCAGCUUCCGAUUUGAGUGUUAUGCUGAGGUCUGUCUGUUUUUGCUAUUUUUUAUGUUUUGGUUUUUGCGGCUCUUUUUGUUUUGCUUUUGUGACUGUGUGGAACCCAGUUCAGCUACUGAUCGAUUGAUUGUGUGCCUGCAGUACAUUGUUUACUGCUUUCAUUUUAUGGAUCAAUGGUCUUGUUAGAUAGUGAAAUUCAUGUUAAAUUGCUGUUUUGGUGGUUGCUUGUAAAAGCGUGGAACGGAUUAAUCCAUUUUGCAUUCCUUCCUAUGGGAAAGCACGCCUUGGUUUUGGAACGCUUUGGUUUUGGAACGGACCUCCGGAACGGAUUAAGUUUGAGAACCAAGGUACCGCUGCAAAAGCAUUUUAAAAAACGGUUUACUCCUGACCGACAGAGGGUGGAGAAUCUCAGGAUUGGGGCCCCAAAUGCACCCAUCUGGUGCACCAGGGAGGGGGAUGCAGCGAACUGCUUUUUACCACUGUCGCACCUCGUUCAGCGUUGCCGAGACGGCCCGGCAGGGUUGCUGGAGCUGUGGGAGCCUUUCCCAGCCCUGCUGGUGGAUCCCAGGGAUUGAACCCGGGAUCUGGUGCAGGUGAAGCCAGCACUCUCCCCCCUGAGCCGUAUCCUUUCCCCAUGGGAGGUGGGAGCCCAGCAACUUCCUGGAGGGGCCACAGAUUCUCCGGAGAACGCACCUUCCUGGUGGAAAAGGAACACGAGGAGAGUUGGGGGAGAGAAACUCCAGGCCAAUUCAAGAGCCGGAAAAAAAGUUUCACAGCAAUUAAGGAGGUUGUGAAGACUUGGAGAGGUGAUGGGAGCAGCAGAGCAGAGAGAAGUCCAGGGAGAUGGCUAGCCCCCCCCCCCAAGACCCAGCGGUUCAUUCUCACCUGCCCAAGGGUGAUGCUGAUUUUGGAGGUGUGAAAUUUAGCAGAGAGAGAACGCCAGGGCAGGAUUUUGGUUCAGUAGCUGGCCAGCCCUGCCUUUCCCGCCUCGGUUUCCCCGUCUGUGAAAUGGGAGGGAUGUUCGGCGGCGCUUUAAGCCGCCAGCCUCUCCGCUCAGAAAGUGGCUAUUGAACGUAAAGGCUUUGGAACCCCUCUCUCAAUCUGCUUGUUUUAUAAAGUACAGGGGUAGCUUGGUUCUCAAACUUAAUCCGGUCCAGAAGUCCAUUCCGAAACCAAAGCAUUCCAAAACCAAGGUGCGCUUUCCCAUAGAAGAGAAUGCAAAACGGAUUAAUCCGUUCCAGACAAAACAACCCCUAAAAUAGCAAUUUAACAUGGAUUUUACUAUCUUACGAGACCAUUGAUCCUUGACGGGGCUCUUUUUAUGGAGCCUCCAGGUCCAGACACAGUCUAUCUAGAAUUUCUGGGUCCCUGGGGGCGUUUGACCGCUGUACGAACAGGACGCUGGGCUGUGACAGACCAUUGGACUGACCUUUCAGGGGGUUUUUCCUCGUGUGCUUGUUAUAAACAGUAAAAACCACACGGAAAAAGAAUUCAGAACAUCAGCUAGUGCUUUGUGUAGGGGUGUCAACCUUGAACCAAUAGGGACCCCCUUGUUCACCUGUCUUGUGAGGCCGCCACACAUUUCCAAGCACUUGCAGUUCCUUAAUCCGUUCACCCAGCUAACAUUUGUCGUGGGUUGAUUUGUCAGGAAAGAGGAUGUUGUUUUUUUCCUUGUUGGUUAAAGGUAUUCCACAGAGAAAACCAUAGGUAAAGGUAAAGGACCCCUGACCGUUAAGUCCAGUCGUGGCCGACUCUGGGGUGGCGGCCCUCAUCUCGCUUUAUUGGCCAAGGGAGCCGGCGUACAGCUUCCGGGUCAUGUGGCCAGCAGGACUAAACCGCUUCUGGCGAACCAGAGCAGCGCAUGGAAAUGCCGUUGACCUUCCUGCCAGAGCGGUACCUAUUUAUCUACUUGCACUUUGACGUGCUUUCGAACUGCUAGGUUGGCAGGAGCAGGGACCGAGCAACGGGAGCUCACCCCGUUGCGGGGAUUCGAACCGCCAACCUUCCGAUUGGCAAGUCCUAGGCUCUGUGGUUUAACCCACAGCGCCACCGGCGUCCCUAGACCCUUACAAUCCCUUUUCCAUCUUCCUGGAUGAACUCUUCCAGCUCCAGGCAGUAAAAUGAGAAGAGGUCAAAGAUUUGAUGCGUUCAACUAAGUCCGUUUCGGACUUAGGGAUGGGCAGAUACGUCCAAUUUCAGUUUUUCCAGUAUCAAACUCAGUUCUCCAUAUUUCCACAUCAGCUUGUCUUUUAAAGUCCUUCAGCGUUCAAGUGCAAAUCCCUCCCAAUAUACCCGUGUCUGUAUGCAUUUUUGCCUAAGGCACCCAUUUUUAACAAUGCGGUUCCCGAUAUUUUCACUCAAAUAUUUACCUUUUGCACUAAACGUGAGAACGCUUUGCACUCUUGUUUUUAAAUGUUUUGUGUCUGUUCUGUCCUGGGCUCCUUUUGGGGAGGAAGAGGCGGGUGCGAAUAUAACAAAUAAAUACCCUGGUAUGUGCAAUUUUUGGCGACACGUUACUGAACUGGGGAAUUUUGCAUUGCAACAUCUGGAGAAGUGCGUAUUUCAAAUGAAACGACUUUGUUUUUGAUUGUCUACUCCUCCUCCAUCCCUACUCAGACCCAGCAAAAUCAAUGGGUUCAGAGAAUCAGUGGGGUUCGGUAGCUGCGAUUCCUCUAUUCCAUUAAUUUCUGUGGUUCUGUCCUGCAUUGGACUUGGUUGGGUUCUGCUGGCGCUUUCGGCCGCUCCAGAGGGCAUGGCUUGUAGCGACAAAAGAAAGGCACAUUUCCUUUUUUAUAUAUAUAUAAUUUUUUAUUAGUUUUUCAACAUAUCAUUUUCAACAAUAAUUAAACGUACUUUUACAUCAUAUACAAUUUUUUGACUUCCAUCAAUCACAUCUGAAAAUUUUUCAAUCUAUUCACUUAAUUUACGUUUCUUAUUUUAAUAAUAAUAAUAAUAAUAAUAAUAAUAAUAAUAUUUUUAUAUCCCGCCCUCCCCAGUCGAAGCCGGGCGGCUAACAACAAUAAAAUAUUACAACAUUCUAAAAUCAUUUAAUUAUAAAAUUAAUUCAAAUCAAAUUGAUGGCAACCAUUGGGCUAGAGUUCUGUGAAGAUUGCCAAAGGAGGGAGUCAGGCUGUGCCCUGGCCAAAGGCCUGGUGGAACAGCUCCGUCUUGCAGGCCCUGCGGAAAGAUGUCAAGUCCCACAGGGCCCUGGUCUCUUGGGACAGAGCGUUCCACCAGAUCGGAGCUUUCACUUUUAAAUCUCAUAGCUAAUAUCUCUUUUCUUUCUCUUCUUUGCAAAAUUUCAUAUAUUUCUCCUUACAAAACUUAUUGUAGUCCUGCUAGCGUAAUUUGUUGAUUACAGUUGCUCUUCAAAUAGUUCGUAUAUUUCUUCCAAUCUUCUGUGAAUCUCUGGUCCCGCAGGUUUUGAAUCCUUCCUGUCAUUUUAUCCAAUUCUGCGUAGUCCAUUAAUUUUGUCUGUCAUUUUUCUUUCGUUGGUAUUUCUUCUUGCUUCCAUUUCUGAGCUAACAAUACACUUGCCGCUGUUGUUGCAUAUAAAAACAAUUUCGCAUCCUGUCUAUUAAUAUCCUCACCUAUAACGCCCAGUAAAAAUGCUUCUGGUUUUUUUUAGAAAUGUAUAUUUCAACAUCUUUUUCAUCUCAUUAUAUAUCAUUUCCCAGAAGUUUUUUACUGUCUUACAUUCCCACCACAUAUGAUAAAAUGUUAAGAAAGGCACAUUUCCGUUCAACAUUAGGAGAAAAAUAUGGGUAGUGGGAACAGUUUGACAGUCUAGCGCAGGCAGGUUUGACUAGAAGGCCUUACGAUGUCUCAUUCAGUUUUAUAAUUCUGUAAACGGACCAAUGCAGGGGUACAUUAGAAGCGUAUCAUUUGUGGGUCUUCAUUUCCUGCCUCUGCUGAUUCCCUUGACCAACACACCAUCCCUUUAUUUAUUGAUUAUUCGUUUCAUAAAAUUUGCACAACGCUUGUUCGUUUGCUUGCAUAAAAACCCCUCAAAGCAGUUUGCAAAAAGGCGAAAGCGUUAAAAUCAAGGGGAAACGUUUACGUUAAAACACGCGCAGGAAGUUAAAAUGUUAAAACAAGAUUAAACUUGCCCAUCGCGUUUCUGAGCAUCUGGGUAGACUGGUCUGAUUGCUCCUAGCGUCAGGGACUGAAAAGGAAAGGCCCCCUGCCUUGGCCUCAAUAGGCGGGGAGUUCCAAAGGUGCUGCCGCAGUAAACGCUGGCGUUCUUACGAAUGCGGGUGUCACGUGGCGGCUGUGUGUAGCGCCAGUCCUGCCAAUCAAAGCAGAGUUUGCUACCACCCCUUCCCGUACACGGGACGGCUCCGGCGAUGCUUAGCAGACGGCGUUCGUGCCUCAGAAAGGGAUUUACCCAAGCAAAUCUGUGGCGGUUGCCCACCUGCCUUUAAGCGCUUCAUCCUUGCCUUCCUGCUCUUCCCUUGUCAGGCUGCAGUUAUAAUAAUAAUAAUAAUAAUAUUUUUUUAUUUAUACCCCGCCCUUCCCGGUUCGAAAACUGGGCUCAGGGCAGCUAACAACAAAUUUAAAACACUUAAUUGUAAAAGCAGCAUAAAAUACAGUAUAAAAUCAUGCAUAACAAUAAAAUUCAAAGUUCAGAAAUCAAUUUAGGGGAAAUCCAUCUAAUAAGUAUUAGAUAGUCAUGAGGGCUAGCUGGCUGAAUUGGUCCUACUUGGGCCAGCGAGGAGGCCAGGGGAGAAUUAGCUGGGGGGUCUCAGAGCGGGUGAUCUUCAUAAAAGGGGAGGGGGAGGGAAGAGAAGGGAAAUAAAAGAUCAGGCUGAAUUCAAAUUAAAGGCCAGGCGGAAUAGCUCUGUCUUACAGGCACGACGGAAGGAGGUUAAAUCCUGCAGGGCCCUGGUCUCAUGGGACAGAGCAUUCCUCCAGGUUGGAGCCACCACUGAGAAGGCCCUGGUGGAGGAUAGUCUGGCUUCCUUAGGACCUGGGACCUCUAAACUAUGGUUAUUCAUGGACCUUAAGGUCCUCUGCAGGGCAGACCAGGAGAGGCAGUCCCAUAAAUACGAGGGCCCUAAGCCACAAAGUUAGCCUGGCCCCCUGUUGGCAGCCAUGCAAACUACAACGUGACGCUUGCAAAAAUAUAACAUGGGAGAGACGUUCCCGGUCUGAAAUGUGGUGUUUGAGAGAGAGUGGCCCAGGCUGCAGUUUGAGCCUGAAAUACAGAGGGCAUCUUUCAGACUGGUUUUCUAUAUAAUAUACUCAGGGGGCUCCUGCCUGAUAGGGGCAUCCUCUGGUCUCCGGUGAAAGCGCUGGACCGCUACGGUUCACGGCACCUUUGACACUACAGUUCCCAAGAUUCUUUGGUGGGGGGAGCCAUGUCCAUUGAAAUGGCAGGAGUCGUGCCAACGGUCAACAUCCGCAUGCCCCUUUUAAUGCCCACGAAGAAUCACGGGAACCAUAGUUUACCCCCUUGCCGUGCUACGCUUCCCAGCACCUCCAACAAUCUACAGUUCAGGUGCUUUAAGUGAGUGUUGUGGGAGUGAGGCCAAUUUCCCAGAAAGCUGUUUCUGCUUUCCUUCCUCCCCCACCCACCCACCCCCAGUUUCUAGAGGUGUGUAUGGGGGCACGUCCCAUCAAUUAAAGCGUCAUCAACGAGAAACUGAGUCACUGGUGAAACUGAUACGGCUUUCUCUUGACCUGACUAACAGCUGACACAACAGAAGUUUAUAAAUCUAUAUUCUAAGUGUGGCUGCACCAUAGAUUUUUAUAACGCCAUUAGGAUCUUGGCAGUUUUGCUUCCAAGUCCUUUCCUAACGAUCGCUGGGCUCUUUUUUUUUUUACAGCUGCCAUACACUGGUUCAGCAUUCUGUUGUUUUUGUUUUAUAUAUAUAUAUAUAGUUUUUUUAAUUGAUUUUCCAUUUAAACGUAUAUAGUAACAUCGUUAUUAUUCACUUUCCUUCCUUGGCUCUUUAGAGCCUGUCAACUUCCUUCCCUCCCAACCCCUUGGCUUUCAAAAGUAAUCACAAUAUUUUAUAUAUUUUCCAAUUCUAAUAUAACUCGUUACAAAAUACCUCAUAAUAUAAAUAAAUAUAGAAAGGGGGGGAAUUCUCAUUACUAGUCUUCGGAUAACCCUACUAGUGUUGUUAGUUGCUUACAACGAUCUUUUAAAUAUUGUGUAAAUUUACUCCAGUCUUUUUGGUUGUGCUGGUUUCGGAUUUUUCCCAUCAGCUUCACCAGUUCUGCAAAGUCCACUAUCUUCAUCUGCCACUCUUCUUUCAUUGUGGUUCAGCAUUUUGUUUUAUCUGCCACGACCCCAAGGCCUUCUGUUCAGAUGCCAUUAGUGUAAAAUACGGGUAGGCAAACUAAGGCCAUUUGCCUUCUAAAUCCGUCCCGCGGAUGGUCUGGGAAUUGUCAUGUUUUUACAUGAGUAGAAUGUGUCCUUUUAUUUAAAAUGCAUCUCUGGGUUAUUUGUGGGGCAUAGGAAUUUGUUCAUAUUUUUUCUUCAAAAUAUAGUCCGGCCCCCCACAAGGUCUGAGGGACAGUGGACCGGCCCCCUGCUGAAAAAGUUUGAUGACCCCUGGUGUAAAACAACGGCAGUCAAAAUGAUGAACGGGGUGAAGCAACUCUGUGAGGAAAGGUGGCGGCGUUUGGGACUUCUUAGUUUAGAGAAAAGUCAAAUAGGAAGUGACCUACUAGAAGUUUAUGAAAUGAUAAAGAAAGUGGAUAGAGGGGGGAAGUAGUUUUUCUUUCUGUCUCAUAGCACAGGGACUUGUGGACUUCCAAGGGAGUAUGAGGUUUGGGAGAUUUGGGACAGAUGGAAGAAAGUCCUUUGUGCAGUGCAGUUAAACUGUGGAACUCCUUGCCACAAGAGAGCGGGAUGGCCCCCAGCUUAAAGGUAAAGGUAAAGGGACCCCUAACCAUUAGGUCCAGUCGUGGCCAACUCUGGGGUUGCUGCGCUCAUCUCACUUUACUGGCCGAGGGAGCCGGCGUACAGCUUCCGGGUCAUGUGGCCAGCAGGACUAAGCCGCUUCUGGAGAACCAGAGCAGCACACAGAAACGCUGUCUACCUUCCCGCCGGAGCGGGACCUAUUUAUCUACUUGCACUAUGACGUGCUUUCAAACUGCUAGGUUGGCAGGAGCAGGGACCGAGCAACGGGAGCUCACCCCGUCACGGGGAUUCGAACCGCCGACCUUCCGAUCGGCAAGCAAUUCUUCUGAAUAUGAGUUGCUAGAAACCGCAGGAGGGGGGACAAUUGCUCUUGCGUUUGGGUCUCGUUUUGGGGUUUCCAAUCGGGGCAUCUGGUUGGCCACUGUAAGGACUAGAUGAGCCACUGGUCUGACCCUGCCGGUCAUCAGAGGAGCCCAAAAUUGUCACUUUUUUUAAAAAAGGUAGUUGUAUAAUAAGGUGAUCAAAAUAUAAAGCUCAGCAACUAAGAAUCACAAAUCUACGUAAUAAAAUUACGUUGCCGUUUAGGGUUUCUUUCUUGAAAGCGUCUUCGCCUCUCUUCUCUUUAUUGAAACGGCAGCAAUGACAACCGCUCGAGGUGCGGCUUAUCAAAAUAACCGAGUACGAAAAGACUGAAAUUGAAGUUUUGAAAGGAAAUGUGGCAACCACAGCAGAAAUUCGGCAGAUUGAAAGUUAAGGCCGUUGAGAGUGGCAGCUGUCGGUGGGGCAGAGCCCUUCUUGGAAGGGAAGGUUUGAGCGGACUUUGAGAAGGCGGAGCAAGACAUUUGGGGAGAGUUGUAGCAUGUGCCUUGCAUGCAGAAGGUCCCCGAUUCCGUCCCCUGUCUGAAUCCCCGGAGGUCCACUGCUGCUGCCAGUCAGUGCUGGCGAUCCCAAACUACUGGCUCUGCAGAAGGCAUCUUUCUUUCAACCUUUCUGCUCCCAGACUCUCGAACUCGCUCCCUGGAGAAGCCAGCCGGGCUCCAGCCUUGCUGGCGGAAACCUUCUUGUUCCAACAGAACAUCUGGGACCUGACUGCUUUUAAUGAAAGGGCUGGUGCCGUGAUGUUUUUAUUAUAAUUAUCGGUAUGGUUUUAAUAGAUUUGUGUGUGUGUGUGCACGUGUGCGUGUAGUUUUAAUUCUCUUAAUGCUUUGUUGUUGUUUUAAUUAUUGCUUUCCCCCGCCCGUGUUUUUAGCUGGACUCAUUUCACCUGUAACCUACCUUGAGUGUCCGUCAGGAAAGAAGGCGGGUUAAUAUUAUCAUUAUCAUUAUUAUUUCCUAGAAUGCAAUGGGUGCCUUCCUCAGGAGGGUGGCCUGGGGUUCAGCCAUUGUCAUGGAGAAGGUUGCAUCGCUGGUCGUACUGAAGAGCCCCUGCAGACUGGGGUUUUUUUGGGGGGUGGGGGGUUGUGAUUUGCACAAUGAUAAUGCACCAGUGAGAUCUGGACCAUAAAGAACGCUGAUUGCUGAAGAAUGGAUGCUUUUGAAUUCUGGUGCUGGAGGAGACUCUUGAGAGUCCCAUGGACUGCAAGAAGAUCAAACCUCUCCAUUCUGAAGGAAAUCAGCCCUGAGUGCUCACUGGAAGGACAGAUCCUGAAGCUGAGGCUCCAAGACUUUGGCCACCUCAUGAGAAGAGAAGACUCCUUGGAAAAGACCCUGAUGUUGGGAAAGAUGGAGGGCACAAGGAGAAGGGGAAGACAGAGGACGAGAUGGUGGGACAGUGUUCUCGAAGCUACCAGCAUGAGUUUGACCAAACUGCGGGAGGCAGUGGAAGACUGGAGGGCCUGGCGUGCUCUGGUCCAGGGGGUCACAAAGAGGCGGACACGACUAAAUGAUUAAACAACAACAAAUGCACCAGUGAUUGGUUGAUACCAGACUGUCCGCACUUUAUCCUGCUUUUGUAGCUGCCUGGGAAGAGGAUUUGAUUGCUAAACCACUCUGGAGAAUAUAGCUCUGGGAAGGGAAUCUCCCAGUGACUCUCAUAACAAACUGCAACUCCCAGGAUUCUUUGGGGGAAGCCAGGAGUGUUUAAAGUGUUUUCAUGGUGCUUUAAAAUAAUAAUAAUAAUAAUAAUAAUAAUAAUAAUAAUAAUAAUAUUUAUACAUCCGGCUGGGUUUCCCCAGCCACUCUGGGCAGCUCCCAACAGAAUAUUAAAAACAGAAUCAAACAUUUAAAAAUCCCCUGAACAGGGCUGCCUUCAGAUGUCUUCUAAAAGUCAGAGAGUUGUUUAUUUCCUUGACAUCUGAUGCUUUCAACCUGUGCUGUGAUCUUGGUCUAAAUCUGGACCUAUAUCCUAAAGCUGUAUUGUUUUUAACACUCGACUGGGAGCCGCCCAGAGUGGCUGGGGAAACUCAGCCAGAUGGGCAGGGUAUAAAUAAUAAAUUAUUAUUAUUAAUUAUUAUAAAGCCCCCAUUGUCCUUUGGGGGCGGGGUGAUUCAAUUCAGUUUGAGUGGAAAAGCUAGCUUAACCUCAUUCGUCUGUGUUCUGUAAGACGUUCAGGCAAGGUUAUAUCCCAGACGGUUGUCCUUUUUUUAUUUUUGAUGGUGAAGAUAUAUUUUUAUAUUUCAUUUUGUGCUGCAUUCUGUAUGUAUAAGGCGGAGGGGACAGUUGGAUAGCAACUGAUGGAAAUAAAACAGCUUUAAGCAGGAUCCAGUAUGGUUUCAAAUUGGAUGGGGAGCCCCAUGUUAUUACUGGGAUGUGAGUUCCAGCCUUGCCAGGUGUGCUGACGGUUAUAGCUGUCAACAUUUUCCUUUUUUUAAGGGAAAUUCCCUUAUUCCAAAUAGGAUUCCUCGCAAGAAAAGGGAAAAGUUGGCAGCUAUGCUGAUGGUUGAUCCUGGACUUUAAAUCACAGAACCUUAGGAGUUGGAAGGGGGAUCAGACAAAGUUUAAAAAAGGGGAGUGGUUUUUUAUGUCAAAGAAAAAUGGAACCCUAAGUUGUUGUUUAAGGAUGAGGAAGGAAGAUACAUUGCCGUGGAAAUUACAGCACAAGGCGAUAAAUAUCUUUUAUUGGGAAUUUAUGCACCAAAUGAUGGGAAAGUAGAAUUUUUCAGAAAUUUGGAUUCUAAACUUAAUGACUACGUGGAAUACAAAAUAAUAUUAAUGGGAGAUUUGAAUGGAGUAGUCUCCACAUUUACGGAUAAAUCACAAGAGCAGAAAGUGCAAAAUGCAGCCAGACUUCCAAAAUUGUUUUUUGAUAUGGUAGACAAAUAUGACCUGUCAGAUAUAUGAAGACUACCUUAAUAGUUGGAAGGGGGACCUCAGGCAACAUCUAGUCGAACCCCCUGCAAGGCAGGAACAUUAUUGAGCCAUGCUAUGCGGACUUUUUUGGGAAGGGGGAGGGGAUGGCAACUUGAAGCAUCAAUCUGGAGAACCGAAUUCUUUUUUAAAAAGAGGGAGAGAAACCGGCACGUUUUCAUUUGCGCUUUGGUACUGGGGAGUCGGCUGCCUUUCAGAGCUCCCUGCUUCUCCCAGUGGCAAAAUGCGCCUGAUUCUGGGGUGGAGCGAUGGGUAAUUCAGGCACUCGGGAGAGAAAAAGGAGCUGGAACAACAGCAGGAGAAGGAGGAGGAGGGCAGGAUUUGGGAGGGGUGCGUCUCUUGGGGCGAAGCUCUUGGAGCAGAUCAGGGAGAACAGGCUAUAUGUGUGUGUGUCUUCACGUAUGUGUGCGUUUCAGAGAGAGAGAGAGAUCGGAUCAGCCAGCUCAGCGCUGAGGAAUUCUAGGAAGGUGCCACGGAAAUCUUGGCUUUCGAACCUUCCUUGCUUCCGGAGGCCUGGGCGAAAAGCUUUGGGGACAUUCCUCCCCGCUCCCCUUAUAUUCCGGAAGGCAGCAGCUGGAAGGCAGUAACGUCAACAGCUGCCUUUGCACCGAAUCCAUCUAGCGCAGUAUUUCUGGCACUGGCUGGCAGCAGCUCUCCAAAGGGGAGAUAUUUCCACAGCAGCCCUGAGAUGGAGUUGCCGGGGUUUCCUAGAUGACUUGCAGAGUUAGAAGGGGCCUUGAGAAUCAUCUAGUUCAGGCACGUCCAAAAUCCGCCUUUGAUUGAUUUAAUCCGGUCCCUGUGGCAGUAUAUGUCCUGGUGUAAAAUCCUAACUAUAUGUGUGUGUGUGUGUGUGUGUGUGUGUGUGUGGUGGUGUUGUUGUUGUUGUUUAGUCGUUUAGUCGUGUCCAACUCUUCGUGACCCCAUGGACCAGAGCACGCCAGGCCCUCGUGUCUUCCACUGCCUCCCGCCGUUUGGUCAAACUCAUGCUGGUAGCUUCGAGAACACUGUCCCACCAUCUCGCCCUCUGUCGUCCCCUUCUCCUCGUGCCCUCCAUCUUUCCCAACAUCAGGGUCUUUUCCAGGGAGUCUUCUCUUCUCCUGAGGUGGCCAAAGUCUUGGAGCCUCAGCUUCAGGAUCUGUCCUUCCAGUCAGCACUCUAAUUGGAGAACAGCAACCUUGGCCUUGUCUGAGCUAUCCGAGGCCUUCCUGCAUUUGAAGCCAGUGCUCUGCUCGCUGAGCUGUGUGGCCUUUGCUCUCAUAAAAUAAAGCAAGCUUCCAGUCCUCAUGACUCUGCAUGGAACUGAUUUCAGGAGGAGCCUAGGAAGUGGCCCAGGCAGACCCUCGGCCCGUCUCGCUCAGGAGCUGCCUGCCUGGAGAUGUUGGAGGCUGAGCCAAACUGCGUGGCUUGUCACCCAGGGUUAGCCCUUCCCUUCCAAAUAAACCAAGGAGGCAGUCCUCAUGGUUCUAGAUAGAAGGUAAAAGGUAAAGGGACCCCUGACCAUUAGGUCCAGUCGUGACCGACUCUGGGGUUGCGGCGCUCAUCUCGCUUUAUUGGCCGAGGGAGCCGGCGUACAGCUUCCGGGUCAUGUGGCCAACAGGACUAAGCCGCUUCUGGCGAACCAGAGCAGCACAUGGAAACGCUGCUUACCUUCCUGCUGGAGCAGUACCUGUUUAUCUACUUGUACUCAGACGUGCUUUCGAACUGCUAGGUUGGCAGGAGCAGGGACCGAGCAACGGGAGCUCACCCCGUCACGGGGAUUCGAACCGCCGACCUUCUGAUUGGCAAGCCAGGAACUUAGAAAACUGCCUUGUAUACCCAGUCCGCCCAUCAGCCUCUCCAGAUUGCGGCUGCCUACUCUAACAGGCAGUUACUCUCCAGGGUUUAAGGCAGGGGAGCCUACCUGCAGAGGCCGGGAUCCGAACCUGGGACCGUUUGCAUUCAAAGCAGGCACUCUGUAGCUACCAAGACACAGCCAUGCUUCCGGCAGGUGCCAGGAACCAUGCAAAGUGAGAGCCCCACUUACGGGGGUUUUUGGAGGUGCCUGGUUGGGCGCUGUAAGAAGGCGGCCCCCAGGACUCCCUGCCUGGCCCUCGGGGUUCCACACUGCCCCCCACAGGUGCUUUUGCCUGGCUGGAAUUUGCCCCUGAACUUAGGCAACGCCUCUUGCAUUCCUGGGAGGAGGAGACCCCCCGCAGAUGCUCGAUUACUGUACAAAAUGUUGGGCGGUCUGUGUGUUGCUCCGCCGACUUCUGCCUCUCUUGCCCCACUGGGUCCCUGGAGAUUUCACAUAAAGGGUUUCCCCUGCUUUCAAGGGGAGUUUUUCUCCCCGGCCACCUUGAUCUCCCCUGAGGCAAAUGUCCUCUGCCUGUCUGAACCCUGGAAUGGUAAGUCCCUGAUAUAACAUCCUAGAUUUCAGGGACCGUCCUGUUUCCCUUUGUGCAAAACACAGCUGGAUCUUCCUUCCGCUUCUGGGAGACGUAGCUUGGAAGAAAAGGAAGGAGUUUAUUGCUCUCGCCUUUCCAUCCUUUCGGAUCUUCUCUUCCAGAUUUCAGAAGCUGGUUCAGGAAACCUAGAAUCCCUCCCCGACUGUCUGCUCUCGUGGGACAUUUCAGAGAGAGAAUUUGCAAAGAAGACAUUUUGCAGGGGGUGGACUAGAUAACUCUUCGGGUCCCUUCAGGAUCUGUGAUUGUGAUGGGUUUGGGGAGGGCUUUUUCUGUUGUGUGUGUGUGUGUGUGUGUGUGUGUGCUUCGAAGUGUUUCUGAAGCAGCCGCCUGUGUUGCAUUUUAGAAACCUCUCCUUGACAAUAUAUUCCGAAAUGUCCUUCCUUUGAACGUGAUUUUCCGCCAUAAAAAAAAACCCAAGCAGCUCGGUGGUUGUUUAAUUUUGCAUUUUUAAAAGCUUUCUUGUAGAUUGCUUUUGGAUUUUUAAGCGGGAGCCGACUUCCAGAUUUAAUAAACCUCACCGUGAUGGAUUUAUACUAAGAGCUGGGUGGUUCUGACCCAAUCUCGUUUUACUAGUAUUGAGCUGCCUUGGGUAUCAGCAACCUGCGUUGAUCUGAACUGCUUGUGUCUUGUCAGAUUGGUGGGGUGUAAAUAAAAUAAUAAUAAUAAUAAUAAUAAUAAUAAUAAUUUUAUAAAACUUAUGCUCCACUUGAUUGUAAAAGAAAGAAAAGAAACAACUACUUGAAAGAAGCUUACAAAAGAAGUUGAAACAAUAAAAUUAUCCAUAAGAAAGACUAACAAUAAUAGAAGACUUUCAAAAGUUAAAAUAUCAAGAGACUAAAAACUGAUUGAAACUCAUAUCAACUUUCUAAACAUCUGGGUAGGCUUGUCUAAAUAAGAAUGUUUUCAGUCGGCUCCAAAAAGAGCACAGAGAAGGCGCCUGCCGGAUAUUCAAGUGGCAGGGAGUUCCAAAGUUCAGGUGCUGCCACACUAAAAGACUAGAGUUCUUACAACUGUGGAACGGGUUAGGGUUUUAGAUACCCAAGUAGUUAGAAUUGAGCUUUCCUUGAUACAGAACUUUAAGAAGAAAAUAACCGCAAAAUUCAAAGGUGUCUGUUUUUUUAAUGAACGGCUUGUCUUCAUGGGAUUUAGGCAUUGUAAGGUCCCUUCCCAGCGCCCUUAACUGGCCUUUCCUGAGGCCUGUGGAGAAAGCACAGCUAUUUAUAAAGGCGGAUUAUUAGCCGAGAGCCGAUUUGCUCCGUCUUAACAGAGCCCCUUUCCCCACUUUCGACUCUCUGGCUUUGCGGGAAAGAAAUUAGCUCAGAGAAAGGAGUUUACUCGGAUUUGAGGUGGGGGGGAGGGAGAAAGGAGAUAAACGCACUCCCCAGAAAUGUUCCCUCAGGUGAGAGAUUUAGAUUUUCUGUUGACGUGCGUCAGGCAGGGUUUUCGUUUGAGUUUUUAAGUAAGGACGAAGCCGUCUUGCAAGGUUUUGCUCCCAGGAUAUGCUUCUGCGUUUAGGCUUUUCAGGGGCUGAGUUAAUGUAUUGUGCAGAAGCCCCUCCCCUCACAGGCAGAGUCCCCGCCCCUUGAGCUGAAGCCACACCCCCUCCAAAGAGGGCGGGGCUUAACGAGCAGCUCCUUAAAGUUGCCAACGUUCUGCAGCCAAAAAAAAGGAAGUAAAGGGACAGAGUUAUGCAAAAAAGUUGGGAUGCGAGGACAGGGUGGUAGAGCUAUAGGGCUCUUCUGAUAUCCUUAUGGAGCCUCCAUGUUCAAAGGCAGUCUAUCCAUAAGCUUAGGGUCAUUGGGCCCCUGCAAGAACGAGAUGCUGGACUCAGUGGGCCUAGGGUUGCCAUAUUUCAAAUAGUGAAAACAGGCAAACUACUGCCAGUGUCCUGGAAGAAGCAAAGAUCGCCAGUGUUGAAGCAAUGAUUCUUCAACGUCAAUUUCGUUGGACUGGUCAUGUUAUGAGGAGGCCUGAUGAUCGUCUCUUAAAGCAACUGCUCUAUUCUGAACUUAAAAAUGGAAAGCGUAAUGCUGGUGGUCCACAAAAGAGGUUUAAAGACUCUCUCAAGGCAAAUAUGAAAAAAUGUAGUAUAAACACCAACAACUGGGAAACACUGGCCUGCGAGUGCUCCAGUUGGAGAACAGCCUUUCCCAAAGGUGUCAUGGGCUUUGAAGACACUCGAACUCAGGACGCAAGGGAGAAACGUGCUAAGAGGAAGGCACGCUUGGCAAAUCCACACCGUGAUCAACUCCCGCCUGGAAACCAAUGUCCCCACUGUGGAAGGAAGUGGGGAUCCAGAAUUGGCCUCCACAGUCACUUACGGACUCAUUGUUAAAACCGUGUUUAUGGAAGACAAUCUUACUCGGCUACGAGGGAUCGUUGAAGAAGAAGAAACUGGACUAGAGUGGCCUAGGCUUCCAUAUUUCAAACAGUGAAAAUCCGGACAUAAAAGUUGUUGAGCUUUGGCUAAGUUGGGGGGCAAAAUCUCCCCAAAAAGAGAAGUUUUUGAGCUAUUCUUUCAGGUAGUCCGACGAAACCUACACAUCCAACAUGGGUUGCCAUACGUCCGGAUUUCCCCCGACAUUUAAGCGGGGAUUUUCCCUGGACACUGUUUUCAGUUCCAGGCAUAUGGCAGCCCUAGAUGGGCCACCUUUGCCUCACCCAGCAACCCAGCUCUUCUGACGGGAACAUGGCGUUGUGAGUUGUCGUCCCAACCCAGAGUCCACCUUUGGGACUGGCUUGAGCUGCCGGCUGCCUCUGGAACUCCUUGCCCCGUGUUGUGCACAGAAGCGCGCCCCGAAAAUUCCCGGAAGCGCCACUGGGUCCACGUGCCCGGGCGCCUACUUGGGCGACGGCCUCUCCGACAACAGCUGGCCGAGCACCCGAAGGCGGAUCACCUAAUUGUCGCCUGCUGAGUGCCCGGGGGCCGUAGCCAGGAUGAAGUAAGCAGAUCUGGCAGGGUGCGUGACUUGGGCGGAGGCGCAUGCCUCGCAUCGGGGCGUUACAUAAUCUCCUUGCACAGGGGAGGGCGUGCCGCCUGGCGUUGGCACACCUGGGCGCGUCCGUGCCAAAGCCCAAACCGUCUCCACGGAUGGAAUGUGUUUGUGUGUGUGUGAUGCCCUUGUUGUGAGCUGCGGGUGGGGCGAUAGAUUGCCGCAAUGCUCUCUACGUGGGGCUUCCCCCGCGCCCGAUCUGAGAAGCUGCAGCUGGCGCAGAAUGUUGCAGCGCAAUUGCUGGCGGGUGUGAGGCCGGGUUUGCGUAUCUCACCUGCGCUCCGAGGUCUGCGCUGGUUCCCAGUUUGUUACUGGGCCAGGUACUAUUAGACCAAGCUUCUUCAAACACAGCCCUCCAGAUGUUUGUUUGUUUUUCAAAAAGGUUUAUUAAUUUUCCGCAUUUCUAACAAAUAUAGGGAUGCGGGUGGCGCUGUGGGUUAAACCACAGAGCCUAGGACUUGCCAAUCAGAAGAUCGGCGGUUUGAAUCUCUGCGAGGGGGUGAGCUCCCGUUGCUCAGUCCCUGCUCCUGCCAACCUAGCAGUUCGAAAGCAUGUCAAAGUGCAAGUAGAUAAAUAGGUACCACUCCAGCGGGAAGGUAAACGGUGUUUCCGUGCGCUGCUCUGGUUCGCCAGAAGCGGUUUAGUCCUGUUGGCCACAUGACCCGGAAGCUGUACGCCGGCUCCUUCGGCCAAUAAAGCGAGAUGAGCGCCGCAACCCCAGAGUCGGCCAUGACUGGACCUAAUGGUCAGGGGUCCCUUUAUAUAUUUAUGUUCUAUUUAUAACAAAUAAAACAUAUAAAAGACACAAAACAGAACACAUCACAAUACUAAAAAUAAAAAACAAAAACACUUAUUACUUCUAAAAUCCAAAUUAACUUUCUUUGUUAUCUGACUUCCUCAAAUGCCCCCUAACUGAAUUUCAUUGUGACACCUUUGUGACAGUUCUCCAGGAUUAUCUUUCUAAUACAAUUAACUCUUUCCAUUUACUAUCUUCAUCUCUUUUCUUACUAGUUGAAAUCCAUAUUACUAUACAACAUUCUUAUUCUAAUCCUAGACCUGUUUGGUACUUUCAAGUACCUUCUAAUUAUCCAGCCCUCCAGAUGUUUUGAGGCUACAAUUCCCAUCAUCCCUGACCACUGGUCCUGCUAGCUAGGGAUCAUGGGAGUUGUAGGCCAAAAACAUCUGGCGGGCCGAGGUUGAGGAAGCCUGUAUUAGACUAUAAAGCCCUCGACAGCUUGGGACCUACGAGAUUGCCUCACCCCAUAAACACCCACUCGACUCCUUCAGUCAGUUGAAUUGGCAUGCCCUCAGGUCUCACGUAAUGCCUGUUCCAUAUUUGAAAGAAAUGGAUCUUUUAACGUGGCUGCACUUUGGAACUCCCUGCCAAUUGAUACCAAGCAGUUGUUUUUGUUGUAUUCCUUUCAGCGCCUGCUAAAAACAUCCUUGUUUAGGCAAGCCUACCCAGAGGCUUGGAAAUGCUGGUGGGAAUUUUAAUCUCCUGCAGUAUAUUGAUUUUUUUGUAUGUUUUAAAGCAGGCAGCCCCAAACUUAGCCCUCCAGAUGCUUCGGGACUACAAUUCCCAUCAUCCCUGACCACUGGUCCUAUUAGCUAGGGAUGUUGGGAGUUGUAGUCCCAAAAUAUCUGGAGGGACGAGUUUGGGGCUGCCUGUUUCAAAGGAUUGUAAUAUGUGUCUUGAAAGUCUAGGAAAUUGGCAAGAGUUUAAAUCUGUGUUCGGUCUGUUAUUGCUUUAACCUUUCCGACAUCUUAAAUUGUUUUCCUUGGUGAUAAUUUUACCUCUUUUUGAGGGGUUUCCCUUUCUCCAAACUAGCAGUGUAUAGGGUAAAGGUACCCCUGCCCGUACGGGCCAGUCGUGUCCGACUCUAGGGUUGUGCGCCCAUCUCACUUAAGAGGCCGGGGGCCAGCGCUGUCCGGAGACACUUCCGGGUCACGUGGCCAGCGUGACGAAGCUGCUCUGGCGAGCCGGCACCAGCGCAGCGCACGGAAACGCCGUUUACCUUCCCGCUAGAAAGUGGUACCUAUUUAUCUACUUGCACUUAAGCGUGCUUUCGAACUGCUAGGUGGGCAGGAGCUGGGACCGAAAGACGGGAGCUCACCCCACCGCGGGGAUUCGAACCGCCGACCAUGCGAUCGGCAAGCCCUAGGCGCUGAGGUUUUACCCACAGCGCCACCCACGUCCCUCACCCGCAUCCCUAGCAGUGUAUAAAUAUAUAUAAUAAAAAUAAGGUAAGAGCAUUGGACUGCAACCUGACAGUCCAGGGUUCGAAUCCUUGCUCAUCCACAUGCAGCGCACUGGGUGUUAACUUGGGCCAGUCAUUGCUUCUUGGCUUAACCUACCUCACAGGGUUGCUGUGAGGAUAAAAGGGGGAGUUGGAGGAACCACGUGUCCCCCCUUGAGUGCCUUUCUUCUAGGAAAAGUGAUAUAUAAAUUCAAUAAAGAAAUAACACACACACACCAGCCACAGAAGGCAGAAUAUUCAGUUGCACCAGAUCCAGCGAAUCUGGAUGUUGGAAGAGUCAGGAAGAUUCAGGGUCGAUGUUGCUGGACUACAACUCCCAUCAUCCUUGACCAUUGGCCAUGCUGGCAGGGCCUGAUGGGAGUUGGAGUCCAGCCACCUGCUUCUGUACUGACUGCCGGUUGGUCAGAGUGCUUGUGGAACAUUCCAUGAGGUCACAUCAGCUCAGCCAAUGGGAAGGAGAGAACAGAAGCUUCCAGCACCUGGAGUACAAGACAGGUUCCCUUAGUCCUUAGCUGGAAGGGUUUCCAGGCCAAUGGGGUGAUGUUUCUCUGCCUAUCAAAGGAGCAUCUAUAGGUCUCCGAGCCACUGAUUUUUACAGUGGUACCUUGGUUCUCAAACUUAAUCCUUUCCGGAAGUCCAUUCCAAAACCAAAGCAUUCCAAAACCAAGGCCCGCUUUCCCAAAGAAAGUAAUGCAAAAUAGAUUAAUCCAUUCCAGACUUUUAAAAACAACCCCCAAAAUGGCAAUUUAACAUGAAUUUUACUAUCUAAUGAGAAUAUUGAUCCAUAAAAUGAAAGCAAUAAACAAUGUACUGCAGUCACACAAUCAAUCGAUCGAUCAGUAGCUGAACUGGGUUCCACACAGUCACAAAAACAAAAGAAAAAGAGCCACAAAAACGCAAAAUAAAUCGCAAAAACAGACAGACCUCAGCGUAACACUCAAAACGGAAGUGCGGCACUCAAAACGGAGCACAUUCGACUUCCGGAAAAAGUUCGCAAACCGGAACACUUACAGUGGACGCUCGGGUUGCGAACAUGAUCUGUGCGUGAUCUGGGCUAUGUACCCAUGAUCUGAACAUGCAAGUUCGCAACCCGCAGCGCCGCGUCUGCACACGCGCAGGUAACGAUUUGGCGCUUCUGCGCAUGCGCAAAGCGCAAUUUAGUGCUUCUGUGCAUGUGCGAGCACCGAAACCCAGAAGUAACCUGUUCCGGUACUUCCAGGUUUCAGCGCACCCAUAACCCGAAAACGCGCAACCUGAAGCGGCUGUAACCCAAGGUAUGACUGUACUUUCGGGUUUGCAGUGUUUGGGUUCCAAGGCGUUUGAGAACCAAGGCACCCCUGUACUUAUUUUUACGUGGAGGGAGAACAGCAAAUAAAGUUUCUGGAAGGAAGGAGCGUUGAAGGAAGUGGAAACUUUUAGAAGAGGAGGGGAAAUAAAACGGGAAUUAGGGGGAGAGGAAGGGGAAAACCCCAUGGAAUGAUUUCUGCGUCCCCACGAAAUCCUGAUGUGGUAACUCCAGGAAACUCCAAACCUGGGAGCGGGGAGAUGGGUGGGGUGGUUGCAUCUGUUUGGGAAUCUCUGUAUCGCUUCGGGGCGAGGGGGGAAAUACUAGGAAUAUUCCCGAUUCCUGCCCGCCCUCGCCUCAAUAAAUUCCACAAAAUGUCCUGCUUUGUUUCUGGAUGUAUUCAGAACAUAAUAAUAAUAGAUUUUUAUUUAUACCCUGCCCUUCCCGGUUCAGAAAACCGGGCUCAGGGCAGCUAACAACAAAUUUAAAACACUUAAUUGAUGCAACAAAAAAGCAGCAUAAAUACAGUAUAAAACGUGAAUAAUAAAUUCAGAAUUCAAAAACCAAUUUAGAGGGGGAAAUCCAUCCAAUAAACAUUAGAUGGUACCAGGGCUAAAUGAGUCCUAUUUGGGCCAGCGAGGAGACCAGGGGAGAAUUAGCUGUGGGAUCCCAGAGCGGGUGGUCUUCAUAAAAAGGGGAGGGGGAGGGAAGGAAGGGGAAUAAAAGAUCAGGCUGAAUUCAAAUUAAAGGCCAGGCGGAAUAGCUCUGUCUUACAGGCCCGACGGAAGGAGGUUCAAUCCUGCAGGGCCCUGGUCUCCUAGGACAGAGCAUUCACCAGGUUGGAGCCACCACUGAGAAGGCCCUGGCCGUGGUUGAGGAUAAUCUAACUUCCUUAGGGCCUUAGGGAGGAGGUGGCUCUUACGGCACGGUUUGCUUUGGAAAAGAGGGGAAAUACAAUGCAGAGGGAGAGCAGACUCCCCCCAGGCUUUGGGAAAGGGUUUGGGGCUGUGUGCGGGGUGCUCAAGGCCAUGUGCAGAGUGCUGCCCCCACCAGGAGAGGACAGCAUAAUCCGGGAGCAAAAGCAGAACACAUUACAAGGAAAGUAUGACACCCCUGGAAAUUAACUAGAUGGCUGAACUUUACCUUGGAGGCAAAGAAAAUCCUCUUCUAAAAAGAAUUUUUUUUUGGCAAUUUGUAAGAGCAAAGUAGCAAUGGGGGAGGAAUUAUUAUUAUUAUUAUUAUUAUUAUUAUUAUUAUUAUUUGUGCCCUACUAUGAGUGGCUUCCAGCAGAUACAAAAACAUUAGACAUAAAAAACUGCUUUCAGAUGUUUUCUAUAGGAGCUUAACCCUUCCCCUGCCGAGUGGUUUUCUGCAGCAAACUUGUCCCAGCCCCAUUCGUUUCUCCCUUCAGCAAGUGGCAAAGAGGGCUAAGGGAUUUCUGAUGGAGAAGUCUGACCGGAGAGGGUCCCCCGCCCAGUUGUGUCCCGUCCUGUCCAGCCCCUUUGCAACUCUACUCCCCAAGCUCCUUUCUCCCUUGCAAGCAGGAAUGGCGCCAUGCGAGUCAACCUAGCCGGGCAUCAGUCAUGGGCCCACAUCUCCCGUCUCCCUGGACCUGUCCCUCCUCUCCAACAUGGCGACCUGCUUGCUUCCUCACCCGCCUCUCGCUCUGGCCCAAACAGUGGUGGUGGGGGAGAGGAAGAUGGAGUAGUAGAUGCCAUGUCUAUUUCUUCAGCGGCUGCUUGCCUUCCAAGAAAAUGGGUACAUAGCCAAGAGGAGGAGCUGGUGAUGGUGGCAGGAAGCAGGAACACUCACCUAGGGAAGGGGGCUUGCGGGUGGGGGUCUUGCUCAAGAGAUUCCCAAACCUGGAACAGACAAUGUCUCUGGGGCUCAAAAAAGAGCGUGAAGAGGAGCUCAGGGGAGGGUUGCGACGGAAAAGCGACAGGCGGGGAGAGGGUUAAGCAGGCUUCUCCCUGCUGCUUCUCUAGUCUAGAUCACCCCAAGCUGCUUUUCCUCCUACAAUUACAGUGGUAUCUCGGGAUUGGAAAGGGAUCCGUUCCGGAGCCCUGUUCGCAUCCAGAAGCAAAUGUAAAUAGAGACGGCACGUCUGCGCAUGCACACGUUGCUUUUUGCUGCUUCUGCGCAUGCACGUGACGUCAUUUUGAGCGUCUGCGCAUGCGCGAGCGGCAAAACCCGGAAGUAAGGCUCUCUGUUACUUCCGGGUUGCCACGGAGCGCAACUUGAACGUGCUCAACAUUAAGCAUAUUCAACCCGAGGUAGGACUGUACAGUGGACCCUCCGGAUAUGAAUUAAAUUCCUUCCAGGGGUCCGUACUUAACCUGAAAAGUCCGUAACUGGAGGUGCCGCUUCUGCACACAUGCGCGGCAUGAUAGAGCACUUCUGUGCAUGCAUGCGUGGUGAAACCCAGAAGUACAGUGGUACCUCUGGAUGUGAACGGGAUCCAUUCCGGAGCCCCGUUCGCAUCCUGAGUAGAACGUAACAAGUGACUGUGCUUCUGCGCAUGCGCCGUUUCGCCGCUUCCACGCAUGCUUGACAUUAUUUUGAACAUCUGCACAUGCGCGAGCGGCAAAACCCGGAAGUAACCCGUUCCGUUAUUUCUGGGUCGCUGUGGAGCGUAACCUGAAAACGCUCAACCUGAAGCAUAUUUAACCCAAGGUAUGACUGUAAAUAGCUACCGCUCCAGUGGGAAGGUAAACGGCGUUUCCGUGCACUGCUCUGGUUCGCCAGAAGCGGCUUAGUCCUGCUGGCCACAUGACCCAGAAGCUGUACACCGGCUCCCUCGGCCUAUAAAGCGAGAUGAGUGCCACAACCCCAGAGUCGGUCACGACUGGACCUAACAGUCAGGGGUCCCUUUACCUUUACCUAUGACUGUAUACACUUCCGGGUUUGCUGCGUUCGCAACCUGAAAGUUGUGUAUCCAGAGGGGUAUGUAACUCGAGGGUCCACUGUAUCAACUGUCCUGGCGGAAUGCUCUGUCCCAUGAGACCAUGUUUCUGCCUUCCCCUCCUCUUUUAUGAAGAUCUGAGACCCCACAGUUAAUUCUCCCCUGACCUCCUCACUGGCCCAAGUAGGACCAAUUCAGCCAGCUAGCCCUGGGGAUUAUGUAAUUGAUAUUUUUGAUUUUUGAAUUGUUAUUGUUAUUCAUGUUUUUAUACUGUAUUUUAUGCUGCUUUUAUAAUUAAGUGUUUCAAAUUUGUUGUUAGCCGCCCUGAGCCCGGUUUUUGAACCAAGAAGGGCGGGGUAUAAAUUAAAAAAUAUAUAUUUUUAUUAUUAUUAUUCCCCUCUGCCGACUCUCCCAAAUUUAGCGCAGGUUUACGGGUGCCUAUCCCUCCCAUCCCUCCUCGCUUCCAAAUGUAUAAAUGGAAACUGCUGCUCCACUCCAGAACCGGCCACAGGUCCGUGCCAGGCGAUCGAUUCCCGUUUGCCCCACCUGCCCCACUUCGGGGCCUGAGUCAGUGGCGUCUGUUGCCACGCUUGAGAGCUGGGUGUUUGGAGUGCUGCACUGUGAAACCCUUCUGGGGAGGGGAGAGAGAGAUUUGGAGAGGCGGUAGGGAGAGUGUGGUUGUUGUUUUUCUGUGCGUGAUUUUAAUAAGAAUAAUAAUGAUAAUUGAUUUAUACCCCGCCCUCCCCAGCCGAAGCUGGGCUCAGAGCGGCUAACAACAGUAAAAAUAACACAAUUUACACAAAAUCACAAUCAAUUAAUUGAAUUGCAUUCUAAAAUCAAUUCAUUCUAAAAUCAAUUCAGAGUCAGAUUAAUGGCAACCAUUGGGCUAGAGUUCUGUGAGGAUUGCCAAAGGAUGGGGUCAGACUGUGCCUUGGCCAAAGGCCUGGUGGAACAGCUCCAUCUUGCAGGCCCUGCGGAAAGAUGUCAAGUCCUGCAGGGCCCUAGUCUCUUGGGACAGAGCGUUCCGCCAGAUUGGGGCCACGGCCGAAAAAGCCCUGGCUCUGGUUGAGGCCACCCUAACCUCUCUGUGGCCUGGGACCUUCAGGAUGUUUUUGUUUGAAGACCGUAAGGUCCUCCGCGGGGCAUACCAGGAGAGGCGGUCCCAAAGGUCUGAGGGUCCUAGGCUGUAUAGGGCUUUAAAGGUCAAAACCAGCACCUUGAACCUGAUUCUGUACUCCACCGGGAGCCAGUGCAGCUGGUAUAGCACUGGGUGAAUGUGAUCCCGUGGCGAGGACCCCGUAAGGAGUCUUGCCGCAGCAUUCUGCACCCACUGGAGUUUCUGGGUCAGCUUCAAGGGCAGCCCCACAUAGAGCGAGUUGCAAUAAUUGAGUCGGGAGGUGACUGUUUCACAUAGCUGUCAACCUUCCCUUUUUUUGCAGGAAAUUCCCUUAUUCCAGCGCUGCUUCCAGCUGCUAUCCCAGAUUGUUAGAUAUCCCGUAGACUGUCCCUGGGACAGGUGAGGCUGCUGAUCCCUUCUUUUCAAAUCUGAAAGUUGACCGCUAUGCUGUUGCACGGAUCACAGGGGCUAGGUCCCUUAUCCUUGCCACCUCUUUUUGCAGCCGUUUCUCGACAGCCUCCCCCUUCUCCCUCUCCCCUUCCUGGCCUGUGCAGGGCUGCAAGCGGGGUGGAGAAGGCGAGAGGCACUCCCCAGCUGGCGUUGGCUCGGCUCGGCUUGCUGGAGAAGCUUCCACCCGCUGGGGCCUGGCUGCUUGCCAAGGCUUGGUAGCUGAGUUAUGUAACGGCCGGGUUCGCGUGAGGACAGCUCUCUCAUCUGCCUGCAGGCUCCCCUAGCGACCGGCUCACUUCCUUAUUUAAACCUCAUCCGUGGAAAGAGAGGGAGAGGGAUUUGGCGGAGGGGAAGGAACGGGGACUCGCUUUUCGCUCUCGGAUCCGUGCGGUUCCUCUUUUCCCCUCCCUCCCCUCCUCUCUUUCUGCUUUGAUUUUCCUUCCUCCGUUUCUUUCUAUUAAAUGAUUUCAAUAUACGACAACAACACUAUGCGGAUCAAUGCUUAAACCCAGAAGUUGGGUGUUUAGGCAGUGCGCAUAUUCUUCCCGUCUCCUCCUGCUUUGAUUUUCCUUCCUCCAUUUCUUUCUAUUAAAUUAUUUCAACAUGCAACAACACCGUGCAGAUCACUCCUCAAACCCAGACGUUGGGUGUUUAGGCAGUGCUUGCAAAAUGACCAUCUUCGCCCUCAGAUCUGUAGAGUUCCUUUUUUCCUCCUCCUCCUCUUCUUCCCGUCUCCUUCUGGUUUGAUUUUCCUCCCCACCCUCCCUCUCUAUAAAAUUAUUUCAACGUAUCGCAACAGCAUACGUUUAAAUAAUGGAAUAUCCCACCCCAGCCGGGACGUUUAGGCAAUACGUGCAAAAUAACACAGCAAGUUCUUGUCGCAGGCUGCUCUUUGUAGAGAAGGCAAAUCUUUAGCCGUUUUAUAACAUGAGAGGUUGUCCUUUAUUUUCAUUUUUCUUUUUUAAUCAUGUGCUUUAUAAAGCUCUGCCGUUCGGUUGCAAAAGAGUCUUCGUGCUUCGGCCUUGUGCCAAUCCUUUUUUUAUAUAUUUAAAUGUUUCCACAAGGGCUGUGUUUGCUAUACUUCGUGGUACCAGUUUGUCAGAGAAGGACCUUCGAAGUUCUGGCAGCGUUUUAGUUAUUAUGAAAGCUGGCUGCUAGGAGAAGAGAACUCCUCUCCACCCAAAAACUGAUGGAUUUUGCAGUUUCUUCAAAGAAAUCGAAGUUCAGGGGCAAAGGAAGCAAACAGAAACGAAAGGCAAACAAACCUUUGCUGUCUUUCUUAUGAAAAAUAAAAAGUUCAGAUGGGGAGAAACAGAAUGCUAGAACAUGCCAGAUGUGUUUAAUUUAUUUAUCUUACGAGAUGUGGCGAUAAAACCUCAAAGCGGUUGAUGGAAAGAAUAACAUGGUUAAAUUACAGUCAUACCUUGGAAGCCGAACGCCUUGGGAAUCGAACGUUUCGGCUCCCGAACGCCGCCAAUCGGUUGCAGCCAAUCGGAAGCCGCGCUUUGGUUUCCGAACGUUUUGGAAGUCAAACGGACCUCCGGAACGAAUUCCGCUCGGCUUCCGAGGUACGACUGUAUUGGCAAAAGAAACCCCAGUUCAAAGCAGCCGGCGGUGGUGUAGUGUUCAGAGAACCCUGGGAAAGACGCGGGUUCAAAUCCCGCUGGGUGUGCGACUUUGAACUCGCAGGGUUAUCGUGAGGAUAAAAGGGGGAGGAGGAUAAGUCCGUACACUGCCUGGAACUCCUCGGAGAAUUUUUUUUGGGGGGCGGAUCCUGUUUCAUUUCCAGUGGUUUCCCGGCCUGUAACCUGCUGAAAUCCUGUAUCUUUUUAUAUCACAAAUCUUCCAGUUUAAAUCUCUUGCGCUAGAGUGAAAGAGUGCCCCUUUUGGACAGCAAAAAUGUGUUGCUGUUGGGAAAACACCUCAGAACAACUAAGAAAUUAGAAAGAUGUGUGGACAGUCCAUUAUCUGUGUACAGUCGUACCUUGGAAGUCGAAUGGAGUCCGUUCCGGAAGUCCGUUUGACUUCCAAAACAUUUGGAAACCAAGCUGGACAUUUGGCUUCUGAAAAUAGUUUGCAAACCGGAACAGUUCAGGAGCCAAAACGUUCGGGAACUAAGCUGUUCGAAAACCAAAGUACAGUGGUACCUCGGGUUAAGUACUUAAUUGAUUCUGGAGGUCCGUUCUAAACCUGAAACUGUUCUUAACCUGAAGCACCGCUUUAGCUAAUGGGGCCUCCUGCUGCCACUGCGCCGCCAGAGCAUGAUUUCUGUUCUCAUCCUGAAGCAAAGUUCUUAACCUGAAGCACUAUUUCUGGAUUAGCAGAGUCUGUAACCUGAAGUGUAUGUAACCCGAGGUACCACUGUACAGCUGUACCACUAAUGCGCUGAGAUUGUGGCAAUGAGAUCUUACAGAAUACACUGGCAGAAGACCAACACCAGUUUGCAGUGACCCUAAGGUUUGAAAAGCGAGUUUCCCGUUCUCAUGGUUAUGACCAGAGGACUGGCUCGCUAUCCAUUCUACACUUGUGACUCGUAUUAUGGUUAUUGACCGUAAUUAAGGGAUUGAUUGAUUUUUUGACUAGAGGAGAGGAAGGGGUGUCUUUAAACAGUCUGGGUUUUUGUGCGACUGUGCUGUUGUUUUUCAGAUCUUUUUAAACCGCUGCCCCACAGGCAGAAAAUUGGGAUAAAUAAAUACAAAGGAAAAGGUCCAAAGGAUGCAGGAAUUGCAUUCCCACCCCUGUCAGUCCUGCGUCUCUCUCCCCCCCCAGCCAGCCGCCGCUGCAAAACGCCCCUGAGACUUCGGUGGGUCCUGUCCUUGCAAAGCGGUCACAAGGACUAGAACCACGGAGGCCUCUGCUUCUUUUCUGAAAAUGAAACCUGGCUAAGUUUCUCAGGAAGGCUAGUUCUGUGCCAGAUCGCGGGUGCAUGAUGUCCUGCUCCCCCAGUUUUUUAUUAAAAUUUUUAUAUUAUUAUUUGUAUGGGCCUACGGCCGUAAUAAAUUAUUAUUAUUAUUAUUAUUAUUAUAUUAUUAUUAUUAUUAUUAAGGCCGCAGAGAGGUUAGGGUGGCCUCAACCAGAGCCAGGGCUUUUCGGCUGUGGCUCCGAUCUGGUGGAAGGCUCUGUCCCAAGAGACCAGGGCCCUGCGGGACUUGACAUCUUUCCGCAGGGCCUGCAAGACAGAGCUGUUCCACCAGGCCUUUGGUCAGGGCACAGCCUGACUCCCUCCAUUGGUAAUCCUCACAGAACUCUAGCCCAAUGGUUGCCAUCAAUUUGAUUUGAAUUAAUUUUAUAAUGGAAUGAUUUUAGAAUGUUGUAUUAUUUUAUUGUUGUUAGCCACCCUGAGCCUGGCUUCGGCUGGGGAGGGCGGGAUAUAAAUAAAAAUAUAUUAUUAUUAUUAUUAUUAUUCUGUUUGCGGAAUAGCUCUGCACCCUUAAGGACUAGCGACUUGCUCAAAAAAAUAAAAUAAAGUGGGAGAGCUGAGUUUCUCGGAGGCUGAGUGGGGUGGGAGAGUGGUGCUCCUGUUUUGCAAUGUGCAGAGUGCAUCCUGGCCCAAUUAUAAAUAGACCCAGAGAUAAAGGAGUGAAGAUGAAGAACAGAAAGGGUAAAGCGGCUUAGACGUGGCUUAGCUACCGCAGAGGAUCUUCCAAUUAGCUCAUCAACGGUACGGGGAUUUCACUGCCACACGUACGCAGCGCGGCUUUGAAAGAAAGGGCGGCCGAAGUGAUCGAGGGGUUGCAGCCAGCCCCCUAUAGGGAAUAGCGACAACCUUCGGGGCAGCUUAGUCGUGGGGCACCUUUGUCCCCACCCCCAGUUGCUGCAGGACUCCCAAGUCCCAUUGUCCUUGUUGACAGUGGUGAUCUGCAGGCCUGAUGGGAGUUGGAGUCCGGCAGCCUCUGGCAGUCCACAGGUGUUCGCCACUGAUGGAGUUAAGAAAAGGUGAGUAACGUGGAAGAGGUGUACAAAACCGUGGAAAGCGAUUGCAAGAAUUGCAAGGACAGACUUUUUCAGAGCGGGGCAUAACAGAUACUGUAUUUUUUGCUCCAUGAGACACACUUUUUCCUGCCUAAAAAGUAAGGGGAAAUGUGUGUGCAUCUUAUGGAGCGAAUGCAGGCAGGAGGCAGGCGGGAAAAGCCUGCAAGAGCCGCACACACGCUCCACGCGGCUCGUGAAAGGGAGCGCUGAGCAGAGCCUGGGAUGCAUAUAGGCUCUGCUCAGCACUCCCUUUAAAAAUAUUUUUUUUCUUGAAUUCCCCCUCUAAAAACUAGGUGCGUCUUAUGGAGCAAAAAAUACGGUAAUCUGCGGAACUCCCUGCUGCUGCCUGGAUGGCUUUGAAAGAGGAUUAUUUGUUAGAUUUCUGUACCGCCCUUCGUCAGAAGCAGAGAGUGGCUACUAGCCACAAUGGCUAUGUUUUCCUCCACGGUCGGAGGCAGUGCAACUCAAAAGAGUACCAGUUGUUGGGAGUCGCAAUAAGGAGCGUUGCUGCUCCCCUCGGGUUCUGCUUGCGAGCUUCCCUUGAGCUCUUCUAAAGUUCUCUUGAACCUCCAGGUUCAAGGGCAGUCUAUCUAGAUUCCGAGAGCCAGGUGGCUGGACUACACGGACUUUUACAAUUUGAAUUCCAGUUUUCCCUGUGAACUAUAAUAAACGGCUUCGCCCCAGUAUACCUGAAGGAGCGUCUCCACCCCCAUCGUGCCCAUCUUGUACAUUAUAGUUUAUUGCAUUGCAGUACGGAGUCUGCGGAUGACCUGGGGCCGGUCUUGCUCUCUCAACCUGGCCUGCCUCACAGGGUGGUUGUUAGGAUGCGGCGGAAAAGGGGGCGAAUUCUGUACACCACCCUGAGCUCCUUGGAGGAAAAGCCGGGGUGCAAACGUUGUGGAAGUAGCAAAAAUAAUUAAUAAUCCAUACCCUUCCAGCUCUGCGAUUCUGUGAUUCUGUGAAUAGUAAAUCUUAAAACUGGAAUUCAAAUUGUAAUGCAAUAUAAUAAAUAAUAAAUAAAAGGAGCAAUAAGGAAUGCAAUUGAAAAAUCACACCACGUAUAGCACAGAGAAUUAAAAUUCCUGCACCUGGCAGGAAAAUUAUUUAACUGAUCCAGCAAAACUCUCAACAAUUUUCAAUUGGUCUGUGCCGGGGGGUGGGGGAGCGUUUGAGAACCGUUGCUCCAAUGCGAAGGACAAAGCGUGUUGCAGCGAAACUCCAGGGUUUUAUCAAAAAGCAAUUGAUCGGUUUGAUUCUCUCGAUCGAAGAAGUUACUUUAACUCUCCUCACCACCAGGUUGUUUGGGCGCUCCCUCUUGUGGCCAAAGUGCAAAACUGCAACACUUUUUGAGAAUGUUUACUGUCAAAUAGAAAUCCAGAUGUUUGCUGGGAAUUCAUCCUGAUUUGCUUGAGGGGUGUCAGACAGCUUCCCAUUAGGGAUGGGAGGAAAAAUUGAUUCAGUUUGCAUUUAACAUCGAAUUUAUGAAAUUUGCAAAUUUCAGAAACGGUAUAACCUCAAAGCAGACAUCCGCUGAAAUUCGUGCUAAUCUGAAUUUUGCAGUGGAGUUCUUCGGUCAGAGUUUGCAAAAAUGCACGCAUGGGGGGUGAAAGGAAUAUAACUGUGAGGAUAACAUUUUAAAAAUGCCUUGUAUUAGUGGGAAGUUCAUAAAACGAAUACGUCUGUGGAAAUAAUAGGGGGGAAUGCAUUGUAUUAGGAGAAAUUGCUUGCAAAAAUGUGUCCGUUUGUCAAGACAGUGUGUAAAAAUCUGUGCAUUGGGGGGAGAUUCGCACUAAAAUGCUGAAGAAUUUUCAUUAGGAUUUUUUAAGAAAAAGAAGUCACAAACUGAUUUGGGAAUGUGGAGAAGGGAAUUUAAAAAACUGCAACAACUGAAACAGACAAAUCCUACCAUCCCAACUUUCUGUUAAUCAGUUUCCCACCUCACACUUUUCGGGGCUAUGCCCUAAAAGGGAUUUGUUGUGCUAAGACAACAAAGCACUUGAACCCAAUCUGAAUUAUACCAUCCUAACUUUCCCAUCUGCCCUUAGAUCAGUGGAGGCUGCUCCCAUCUUGCAAACUAGUGGUUAUAUGGAGCCUAAGGUAAAGGUAAAGGGACCCCUGACCAUUAGGUCCAGUCGUGGCCGAUUCUGGGGUUGCGGCACUCAUCUCGCUUUAUUGGCCGAGGGAGCCGGCGUACAGCUUCCGGGUCAUGUGGCCAGCAUGACUAAGCCGCUUCUGGCGAACCAGAGCAGCUCACGGAAAUGCCAUUUACCUUCCCACCGGAGCGGUACCUAUUUAUCUACUUGCACUUUGACGUGCUUUCGAACUGCUAGGUGGGCAGGAGCAGGGACCGAGCAACGGGCGCUCACCCCGUCGCGGGGAUUCGAACCGCCGACCUUCUGAUCGGCAAGUCCUAGGCAAGUCCCACACCCGCGUCCCUAAUAUGGAGCCUAAAAAACUGGUAUUUUCUGCUCCCUGAAAAAGCAAUUUUGAUACAUCAAAAUACCAAACUCUUGACUUCCCUCUUCCACAGACCUCUGCCCUUUUCUGUCCUUACCUCUUGGUUUCUCGGCCACUUUGCCUCUUUGCUGCUACCCCCUAGCUCUGCUUCCUCCUUAAUAUCUGGGCACUGGACUUCACCUGACCAUGCCCCUCUCUCCCUCCUUUCCACCACCCCGUCUUGUUUCCCUUUGGCAAAGGUCUUUCCAGCCAAACUUUCCCAGUCGCUCUGAGCAGGUGGAGUGUUUGCUUUAAUUCCGUAGCCAACCUUUUCAUGGCUUGCCGAACAUUCCGUGACAUCACAGCAGCUUGACCAAUAGCAGGCCAGGGCUGCGGGUGAAGAUAUUUCACCAGGCAAGCAGGCAGGCAGCUUACACUGCUUUGGACCAUUGGUUUGUGUUUGGUCUCAUUUACUUAUUUCUUGAAAACGAAUGAACCCAUCUUAACUCGCCCUCUUCUUGAUUCGCAGGGUCAGCAGCAAUGAAGAAGACGCACACGUGUGAGUAGGAUUUCAUUAUUUGUUGGGUUUGGUAGGAGAACGGUAGCUUUUUUGAAAAAGGAAAGUCCAUGAAAUUACCAGAUUUUUCCUGCCCCUCAGCUCACCCCGAUCUCUGAGCAAGUGCAAAGUACCCACUACUCAACAUCAGGUUAACUACAGCGGAGAACGUAAGCACUUAGAAAUGUGCCCUGUAUCUUCCUGCCAGCUGCUAAGCACUUUGCAACAACUGGUGGGCUCCUUUGCGAGUUAAUGAUCGGCAGCUGCAAAUGCAACGCUCAAAUGCUUUAAAAAGAACAGCGUCCUGGGAUAAUAAUAAGAAUUAUUGUUUCCCCAGCCACUCUGGGCAGCUUCCAACAAAACACUAAAAUAUAAAAACCUAUUAAACAUUAAAAGCUUCCCUAAACAGGGCUGCCUUCAGAUGUCUUCUAAAAGUUUGGUAGCUAUUUUUUCCCUUUGACAUCUGGUGGGAGGGCUUUCCACAGGGCGGGCGCCACCACCAAGAAGGCCCUCUGCCUGCUUCCCUGUAACUUGGCUUCUCACAGCGAGGGAACCACCAGAAGGCCCUUGGAGCUGGAACUCAGUGUCUGGGCAGAACGAAGGGGGUGGAGACGCUCCUUCAGGUAUGCUGGACCGAGGCCGUUUAGGGCUUUAAAGGUCAGCACCUUUAAAGGAUCUCGCAAGCAGGUCUUGAAAUCCAUUAGUGACACAGAGAGAUGUCUCACACCAAGCCAAGGCCAUUGUCCCAUCUAGAUCAGGACUCCCUACACUGACAGGCAGAGGCUUUCCAGUAUUUCAGACCCGGAUGUCCCCUGCCUGGAAGUGCCAGGGACCGGCCUUCAGUAACUGGCCUUUGCAGGUAAAGUGUCACUGCACAUGGAGGCUCCAUUCAGCUGUCGUGGCUUGGCGACCAUCUAUGGCCCAUUCCUCUGUGUAUUUGUCAAAUAGGUUAGGGUGCAGCCUUCCCAAACCUAUGGUCCUCCAGCUAUUGCUGAACUACAGCUCCCAAUAUCCUUGAGAGUUGGCCAGAAUGUCUGGGGCUGAUGGGAGCUGGAGUCCACAAACAUCAUAGAACUACAACGCCCAUCAUCCCUGCCUGUUGGCCACGCCGACUGAAGCUGAUGGGAGAUGUAGUUCAAUGGCGUUCUUUGACUCCAACUCCCAUCGGCCGCUGCAAACAUGGCCAGCGAGGAUGGUCGGACCACCAAUGUUCUUGGACUCCAGUUCCCAUCAGCCCUAGCCAACAUGGCCAGGAGUACUAACUUGGCCCCACGACUGUGGGUUCCCAGGGCCGUGGGUACUGCGAACCUGGCACCGAGUUGAGUUGAUAAAACUUUAUUUGCAUUAGCCAAUGGCCAUAGCAACAGUAAAACAUUACAGUAUACGCAGAAAACGAAAUUUGAUAAAAGAGCACAAUUUAAAGUCCUGAAUCAGCCAUCAGUUAGUGGCCCUUAUUCUGAUCGCUAUGAACCUCGCAACCUUUGCUGUUAUCUGCUCAUUUUGAUCUGAUAGAAGAAAGGACAUUGUGGCAGUGGUUGAGCGCCCUGGGAUGGUUAGUACGAGUGGGGUGAUGAUCUCGUUCCUCAGGUCUUUGUAGAGAGUGCAAGACAGGAGGACGUGUGCCGCUGUUUCGGUGCUACCAUCUCCACAGGGGCAAAGACGUUUCUCAGGUGGGAUCUUUUGGAAUCGACCCUCAAGUACUGCAGACGGCAAAACAUCCAGUCUUGCAAGUGUAAAAGCGCGUCUGUAUUUUGGGAUAAUACAUUUGUGCAGAUAUGAGGCCAGAGAAUCAAAAUGGAGAGGUGGAAACUGAACAUACCAAGGGCAGAAUUUCCUUAUAGUGGCCUGGUUGUUCUGAUGCUCGAUAUCUUUUAGACAUUGACCAGUUAGACUGUUUGCUUUAGUGGGGCCCAUAGUGAGUAGAUGCUGUGGGGACAGGCCACAAGAGUGAAGUUUUUGAUAGACUGUUUUAAGCCAGGCACUUUUAUGGGAGUCUUGAAGUACUAGGGAUAGUAAACAAGGGGGAUUUGAGUUUAGGCAGGGCCAGAAGUUAAGAGUUCUUUGCCAAGUCCGUACUUCUACUGAAGGGAGACUUGCCUCCAGUUUCAAUGAUGCAUUUGGGAUGCAUGGCGGUACAGAAAAAAUAAAAGUUAGGAACUUUGAUUGAACAGCUUCCAAAGUGCUAAGGUGGUUACCAGUCCAAAUCUGAGCCCCGUAUAGUAGCUGUGCUAGGGGUUUAGCUUGGAAGACUUCUAGGGCUGAUGGUAUAUGUUUGCCACCCUUUUUCAUGGAAAAAGCGAGUCAAAGUCUUGGCACUUUGGGAUGCUUUUUCUUUUGCCCAUUUUUGGUGUGCUGCCCAUGACCCCGUGGACUGGAAGAUAAGGCCCAAAUAUUUGAAAGCUUUGACCUGUUCGAUUGGCUGAUUGUUCAUGUGCCAACUGUGGGGCUUCUAUUUUCUUGAGAAAACCAUAACUUUGGUUUUCUGAUAGUUUACGGCCAGGUGUUCUCCCUGGCGAUACACUGAGAAUUCUCUUAUCAAUCUUUUUAGGCCUCUUUUUGUUUAGGAUAAGAGGACCGCAUCAUACAGAGAUUGAUUUUGAGGCCAGUUUAGGGGCAUGGAUAUUUGUGGGUGCCUGGACCCUUCAUGGGGAAUUUGUGGAUGCUCAGUGUCAGGUGCUGUUGCGGUUACUCGAGAGUAACCAGGCAGGACUCCGACCUGUCUUUUACAAGCUUUAUUUUGGUGCAAACUAUUUACAGUAAAGAGCCCCAAAGCUCAUGUCUGGCUCAAUCGCUAGCAGAAUCCAGGAGUGGUCUUUUUUUGGACCUCCCCCAACAUAAGAGUUUUGUUACCCCCAGCUGUCUCCUCCCCUCUCUGUGCCCCAAACUACUGCGCAGGAUGGGCGAUGGCAAGGGCGUGUUUCCCUCCUGUCCGCCUUGCCCAGGAGCGGAGUUAAGGCUCCCAGCAGCAUCCUCUGGUCCUUGCCUCUGUUCCCCACUGGAGGUAGGGCUUUCCUCCUCCCCGGAAGAGGAACUGCUUCGCAAGAUUUUCGGAGGCUCCCUGUAACACACCUGCCCUUCUAUUUCUCGCCUCUGAGCCGAUGGCAGUUCCCUGACACACGGGCACCCAGGGUGCCAAGGAGUUGGCACCUAUGAACAUGGCCAAAGGUCAAGGAUGAUGGGAAUUUGAGUCCAUUGGCUCGUCUAGCUUGGAACUGUCUAUUCAGACCACUAGUCCUGCUGGUUGCCAGGAGCCAGAGUCCAGCCACCUCCAACAAGGUCGUGCCAGUGGGCCCUUGUCGUACCUCAUUCUAUUGCGGUGCCUUGUGCUCAGUUGCUUUUCUCUUGACGCCCCAGGACCUACUUUCUUUCCACCUCCGGUGCCUCUGUGGGUUGGGGCUGGUAGGGGAGAGAAAUGGGGACAUUGGCGUAUUUCCCCCUCUUAUUUGGUGCCUGGAACAAGAUCUGUGUGGUGGGCCCCUUCCUGUCGCUGUGGGACGCAGAUCAGCACCACGGUUCUCUGCACGACGGGAUGCGGUUGGGCUCGCCCAAGCUCUGAGCGGGGCUCCAUCUCGGGAAACAGAGGGCGUCCCUUCCUGACGUCGUGCUUUGUGGUGGGAGGGGGGUGUUUGACCUCGAUAAACAGGGAGGGCGAGGUGGGUCGGCCACGUCAGAUGUGUCAAAACAAGGGUUCAGGCCUUGAGUUUGGAGGCCCACCUUGUCUAGCCUCUUGUUCUCACCAUGGCCAAAUGUAGCCAUGGCUGCCAUGUUGGGUGGAUGGACAAACUUGUGGAGGAGAGGGCUUUGUUGUCGUUUAGUCAUGUCCGACUCUUCGUGACCCCCUGGACCAGAGCAUGCCAGGCCCUCCUGUCUUCCACUGCCUCCCGCAGUUGGGUGAAACUCAUGCUGGUCGCUUUGAGAACACUGUCCCACCACCAUCUCGUCCUCUGUCAUCCCCUUCUCCUUGCACCCUCCAUCUUUCCCAAUAUCAGGGUCUUUUCCAGGGAGUCUUCUCUUCUCAUGAGGUGGCCAAAGUCUUGGAGCCUCAGCUUCAGGAUCUGUCCUUCCAGUGAGCACUCAGGGCUGAUUUCCUUCAGAAUGGAGAGGUUGGAUCUUCUUGCAGUCCAUGGGACUCUCCAGAGUCUCCUCCAGCACCAGAAUUCAAAAGCAUCCAUUCUUCGGCGAUCAGCCUUCUUUAUGGUCCAGCUCUCACUUCCAUACAUCACUACUGGGAAAACCAUAGCUUGAACUAUACGGACCUUAGUCGGCAAGGUGAUGUCUCUGCUUUUUCAGAUGCUGUCUAGGUUUGUCAUCGCUUUUCUCCCAAGAAGGAGGCGUCUUUUAAUUUCGUGGCUGCUGUCACCAUCUGCAGUGAUCAUGGAGCCCAAGAAAGUAAAAUCUCUCACUGCCUCCAUUUCUUCCCCUUCUAUUUGCCAGGAGGUGAUGGGCCCAGUGGCCAUGAUCCUCGUUUUUUUGAUGUUGAGCUUCAGACCACAUUUUGCGCUCUCCUCUUUCACCCUCACCGAUGGCUAUUAGCCACAAUUUCUAUGUUCUGCCCUCACAGGUGGAGGCAGUCAUGCUUAUGGAAACCGCAUGAGGGGAGAGGACCUCUUGUACUCAAAUCCCAGUGCGGGUUUUGCAUAAUGGGCAUCUGGUCGGCCACUGUGAGCACAGGACGCUGGACUAGAUGGGCCACCGCUUGAUCCAGCAGAGCUCUUCACAUGUUCAGGUGCCCCAAAGAACCAAGGAAUGGAGAUAGACUUCCUCUGGACCUGGAGGUUCCAUAAGAACCUCAGAAGAUCCUGCAGGCCAGAGGGGACCCAUCUAGUCCAGCAUCCCUGAAUCUCGCAACUUCCAUUGCGUGUUCUUUCACCUUUUUUUUUUAAUAGUAAAUUUUAUUAGUAUUUUCCACACAACAACAACACUAAAAAUAUCGAAAAAUAACAAUACACAAAACACAAAAACCAGCGCACAAAAAACCCUAAUCCAUACCUUACAAGUUAAUAAUAUAAACACUAAAAGGAAAAACAAACAUUGACUUCCACCAAUCCCACAGCACCUCCUUUAUCUCUCAUUGUGUCUUCCUGUUUUCCUGAUCAUCUCUAUCCUAGCAUCUAGAUAUAAAUCCCUCUUUCUUAUCCUUUCACUUCACAAGGUUAUUCCAGACUUGGCCAGAUUUCUGUCCUCGAACCUUGGCUUUUAAGGUAUUCAUUUAGACACCCCCAUUCCUUUUUCACUUCACUUUUUAGUUUUUGUCUUGUUAUAUCUGUCAAUUUGGCUAAUUCUAAAUAUUCUGAAAGCUUACACAACCAUUCUCCCCUAGUGGGUAACUGAUUCCUUUCCAAUACUUAGCCACCAGGAUUCUUGCUGCAGACGUCGUGUCUAAGAAAAAUUUAGUUUUGUCUUUUUGAAUAUCAUCAUUUAAAAUUCCUAAAAGGAAUGCCUAUGGGCUUUUACUAUAUGAUAUUCUUAGUAUUUUCUUUAUUUCCUCGUGAUCAUGCUCCAAAAUUUCCCAAUUUCGGGGCAUGUCCACCACAUAUGGUAGAAGGUUCCUUUUUGUUUCUUACAUCUCCAGCACUUAUUAUUAUAUGUUUUAUUCAUUUUUACCGGCCUUUCUGGCACCGGGUACCACCUGUGAUCCAUUGCGUGUUCAUGAGUGUCAUGAGGGAGGGAGAAAAACUGGCACCACCAGUAACAUUUUCCUUUCUGAUCUGAGUUCUGGACAGGUGCACAAUUGGGGUGCUAUUUGUGGGGAGAAAUCUCCCUAAAUGGGCAGCCACACACUUCCUUUCUCCUUCUUCUCCUUCUCCUUCUUUGCUUCCAUAUUUGGAGUCCUUUCUGGACACUCCAGAAAAGGCUGUACGCUGCGCAUCCGGAAUGCUUGGUUUUAGCCACAUCAACUGUGCGCACGCUGUCAGUGGUGUCCAAAGGGGUCCCAGGUCUGAAGACCUCUUGCUCAAAACUGCAGGAGCGAGGAGAGUUCUGCCAUUGCGCUCGAGUCCUGCUUGCAAGCUUCUCUUUGGGGGCCACCGUGUUAAGUCACUGUGGGAAUGAGGUGCUGGAGCAAUGCAUCUCUGGCCUGAUCCAGCCUUUGGAACCAGGCAUUUUGGGCCAUAUCACGCCGAUUCUGCUCCGAUUUUUGCCAGUUGCUUACUUGUUUCCAGGCCCAAAUCUGGGCACUGAUUUUUAACCCUUAAACAUCCUGAGGCAGAGUGUGGUACCUUUGGCCAUUCCAGGGACGACGUUGCCAUCACGGCCAACCCUUGACGUGACUUUCCCCUUGAAACAGAAAGCCACAUUCCAGCCUCAGAGUUUUCUGUGCUCGCCAUCUCCCGCCUCAGACCCUCUCAUCCAUCCACGUUUCCCCCCCCCAACGGAAACUUUUCUUGUGGCUUUUUAUCUUCUCUCUGCCUUUCUCUUUGGCCUUUUGUGGGUUUGGAACUUUCCAACUCACUGCUGUCUCUUGCUCUCUUAUCCCCCCCCCAAAAAAAAUUACAACUGGAGUUUCUGAUUGGCCGUUGGGAGCGCCAGUCUGUGGGGUGCUGCGUCACCUGUCAGUCUGCUGAUGAUGCUGCCUUUUUUAAAAAAGGAAAUCUGACUCCACACACACACACACACACACACUCCCCAAAAGCGCUUCUCGCUCGUUGCAGCUGAUGCCCAGAGACGAACAGGUGUUGCAGAACCAAACCGCUGCCAGUCCCCUUCCCCACAAGCCGUCUUCACCAUGCGAGGUAUGUGGGGAGAGGUUGGGGGAGGCGAAGCGACUGCUUGGGGCCACCUGUUGGCUUACAGCCGGCGCCCGAGCAAUGGGGUGUUUGAUGAGACCCCCAGAAACCCAUAACUGAGCGGAGGCAAGGCUGCAAGAUGCCACCUGUGGCUUUAAAGCCAGCUCCAGAGCCCAGAACAAUCGGGCUGUGUGUGUGUGUGUGUGUGUGUGUGUAUUUGCACUGAAUUUUUCAAACGUUUUCACGGUAACCUUCAAAUCAAAUGCAUUGUUUCCUAAGUUGACUUUCUCACCUUCACCUCCACAGUGUUUUUCCUCACACCUUUUCUACUGCAUUAUAUCUUUGUCUAGCACAAAAAAUGUUUCUCUAUUGAAGUUGUUAUUUUAUCAUUUUUCCUCCCUGCUUUUAUCUCAAAUACUGCCAACGAUUUGACUGUCUCUCUCUCUCUCUCUCUCUCUCUCUCUCUAUAUAUAUAGUGGUACCUCGGGUUACAUACGCUUCAGGUUACAGACUCCGCUAACCCAGAAAUAGUACCUCGGGUUAAGAACUUUGCUUCAGGAUGAGAACAGAAAUCGUGCAGUGGCGGCAAGAGGCCCCAUUAGCUAAAGUGGUGCUUCAGGUUAAGAACUGUUAGAGGUUAAGAACGGACCUCCAGAACGAAUUAAGUACUUAACUUGAGGUACCACUGUAUAUAUAUAUAUGUGUAUAUUUAUAUAUAGAGUCAUUUAGUUGUGUCCGACUCUUCCUGACCCCCUGGACCAGAGCACGCCAGGCCCUCCUGUCUUCCACUGCCUCCCGCAGUUUGGUCAAACUCACGCUGGCAGCUUCGAGAACACUGUCCCACCAUCUCGUCCUCUGUCGUCCCCUUCUCCUUGUGCCCUCCAUCUUUCCCAGCAUUAGGGUCUUUUCCAGGGAGUCUUCUCUUCUCAUGAGGUGGCCAAAGUCUUGGAGCCUCAGCUUCAGGAUCUGUCCUUCCAGUGAGCACUCAGGGCUGAUUUCCUUCAGAAUGGAUAGGUUGGAUCUUCUUGUAAUCCAUGGGACUCUCAAGAGUCUCCUCCAGCACCAUAAUUCAAAAGCAUCAAUUCUUCAGCCUUAUAUAGUCCAUGAAAGUCCUCUAUGAAGAAUUGGUCAUUUUGAUCUCUAAAUUUCGCUGUUUCUGCAUAGUCCAUUGCUUUCAAAAACCACUCUUCCUUGGUUGGAACUGCCUCUUCUUCCCAUUUCUGUGCAUAUAAUAUUCUAGCUGCCGUUGUCACAGACAUAAAUAGUUUGGUCACCCUCUUUGAGACAGCUAUCCCUAUUAUACAUGUAAGGAAAAGGUCUGGUCUUUUGGAAAUACCCAUUUAAACAGGUUCUUCAUUAUAUUAUAUUUUUCCCCAAACUUUUUGGUUAUGUACAUAUCCACCACAUGGAACAAUCAUGUUUUAUUAUGGGACCCCCAAAGGCCCAAUCCCGGAGCAGGGCCAAAGUUGUGGCUUUCCUAAUUUAAGGGCUGUGUUGCUCAAGGAACCCCCUUCAAAACAAUAAUAAUGCUAAUAUUGCUGGUGAGCUGAUAACGGUGUGCAAUGCUGAAUUUCUUGCCUACGUUCCUGGAGGCUGUAGAGUAGGGAUUUGGCGAGAAAUUUGAAUUGUAUUUAUAGCUUAUAUAUAAACCGUGUUUUACAUUUGUCUGAUCCUGUUUGGCUGCAACCUGUUUUUGGUUGCCUUGUUAAUCAGAUUGAAUUCAAACUGGUUCACAUGGAAAGGUGAUCCGGACCUAAUUUAUACUUUCCUAGCCGAAACUUCGCCGUCCUUUGAAAUUCGCACACUUGCGAAUUUUGCAGUCUGGUUCUCCAGCCAUCAUUGCAUCAAAAAGAAAAAAAAAGGCAUAUGCACAUUGGUAAAAAUGAGAUAUGCACCCCCAAAACGUGUCAUUUUAGGGAAUACAGGGAAACGGCUUUGCCAAAAUGUGCGUUGGGAAAAAUAUUUGCCCGUGUGUCUGUUAGGAGAAAUUUGCACAAGAAGGCUAGUGAAUUUUCAUGAGGACAUUUCAUUUUAUUUUACAUCCUAGAUUGAUGGAUUUAAUGGUCCUUGGUUGUAAUUUUAGCUCUGGAAUUUAUGGGUGCAGAUUAUAGAUCCUUACAGUGAAAGAAAAUGCAACCUCAGAGCCCUGUCUAUUGCAGGGAUGGGGCCGUAGGGUUUUUCUUGGCUUUGCAAGAAGGUGAGACUGUAAUGGGCUUAAGUUACGGGGGGGGGGGGGAGAGAUUUUGGCUGAAAGUUUUCAGCAGUUCAGAGCAAUUCAGCAAUCGCCAAAAAGGGUUAUGGUGAACUCUCUCUCUCUUACCAGAGCUCUUCCAGAUGGGCAGCCGUCAGUCAGGGAGGACCUCACUCUCGAUAUCUGGCAUUGAGCAGUUGGUUUGACUAGAUGGCUUUACAAGGACCCCUUCUCUGGCACUGCCAGUAUUUAAAAAGCAAAAGCAAAUACUAAAAGUGAUCAUCACUUUUAUUUAGCCUUCAGGAUACCUUUCGAUGUAUCUUGGUCAUACAGUCACUGAAAGUCAGUGCAAGUUUGCUCUUACUCUCUCCAUUUUACGGAUGAAAGGAAACAAUGGUAGUUUAAUUUGUGACCUCUUCACAUAUCUGUGCUGCGUCAAGAUUUGCAAUGGGAGUUUGCCUGUUUCUUGCUAGUACUCGGCAUUCGACACAGUCGAAAAUGACAGGGGGAAUUUAAAACCGUUUCCUUCUAGUAAUGAAUCACAGGUUGUUUCUCUACACACCCCAGUUAAAAUAUUCUCACCCUCAUAAAAUGCAGGUAUAUUUAAUUCAAAUCAGGCUCAUGCAUAUUCUGUUCUUUCUGGGGGGGUUGCUGAGUCGUGUUACAACAUGUUGAUUUUCCUGGGUUGGGGAGCAAAUAUAUUUUUCUUUCUCCAUGGUCUGGCCAUCAAGAUGUCUCUUGAGUCAGCCUCUCCCCAGAUCUCCUCCUUUCGCAAAGACAACCUGAGUUUUUCAGGGUUAAAUGGAGCACCCCCAGUCGGUCAGGUGUGAAACUCUUGUUGGGUAGAAUCAUGGUUUUAAUGCUGUUAGUGGACUACCAUUGAUCUGCACUUGACAAAGGAGAAAGGAGGGACCUGGUCUUCUGCCCCCCAAGGACCUGUAAAAAAUGGAUGCCAGGGAGACGGCAGAAAGAGCCGAAGGUGAACAGAACAAGCUUCUGUGUCUGAUUAACAUGGACUUAAGGUUAGGGUCAGUAGGAGGGUGCCUGCCGUUACAAUUUGCCCUUUCGAAAAUGGUAGGCAAACUGAAACUUGGCCAUCCUUUAUCAUUUGCAUUUCUCUGAAUUUUGCAGUGCAGUCUUCCCUCCAUGCAAUUCUCCAAAGAGGCAUAUAACUGGGGCUACGGGUGUGUGAAAAUGCAUGUUUGCGACAGUAGCUUACAAAAACGCAUUAAAAUUAGGGGAAAUCGCUUUGCAAGCAUUUGCAUAUUGGACAAAUUGCAACAGUGUAUACGAGGCGAAAUCUGCAGAUGGCUGUAAUUGAGGGCUUCUUUCAAAAAUUGUCAAACUGAUAUGGAAAUGCAGGAAAAUGAACUUGAGACUGGGGGAAAAUGAGAAACCGAGAGGAGCCAAAAUGGACAGAUUUGCCCAUCCCCAGUUUUGAGUAUGUCUUAGUAAGAACUGCCCUACCUUACAAAAUUAUUGUUAGAUCCAUGCAAAGCUUUCAAUACUCUUAAAAUCAGUAUAUAACUUCUUUCCAAAAGGUGGUCAGGAUCGAGCCCAUCCACUUAAUUUAUAGCCACACUUUUCUGAAUUUCAGUAGAAUAUGUAUUUCUGAUAUCCAGCACUGUCUUAUGUAACUGAAGCUAUUCAUAUUUUCUUAACUCUGCCACACUCCCACAUGCUUUAAUCUUCUUGCAUCUGGUCCACAAAUAUUUCUCUGUGUUGCUGUUUUUUAAAAAAAUGUGUCAUCUUUAAAGCUAAUUGUUUGAAUUAACUACUAAUUCGACGUGUUUCUCUGCGCUCUGAAAGUCAUUCUUAAACUAUUUUUAUUAUUGUCGGCCUCUUCAAAAGGGCUCUUAUGAAACAGUUCUAUGUUUAGGCAACUUUUUUAAAAAAAGAAAUCUAAAAUUAAAAUAUUUGGUUCUAGUCCUCAAGGUGUUUUAGCGGGGGGGGGGGCUCAGAUUCAAUAUAAAGCGGUCUGUAUGAUUUUGUGGAGUUUAGCAAAUGUCCAGGCACGUAUCUACAGGCAGGAACUGAAACUUGAAUCUUGAAACUGGUUGCCGCUAGUCCUGAUGGCGAGGUGACAAAUUCAGAAGAAAGCGGGAUUUUUUCAUUUUGUCAUACUUAGUAAUAGCAGUUAGUCAGGAGCUCUGAUAACCUUGAAUGAAUGGGUUAUUUGUUGUGGUCGCUGAGCGAUAGAAGUGAACACACACUUAAAGUAUGCAGCUGGUUAUAACAAGACGCAAAUAUAAUGGUGAUGUAUCUUCACGAGGACUUGGGGAAAGAAAAGAAAAGAAAACAAUCCCUAACUGAUGCAUAAAUGUUGGGAACUGAACUCAAGACAAAAAAAUGAGGUAGUCCUCAACACCUAUUUCAGCCUUAAAAACGAGCAAUGUUGUUUCAAAACAUGAAAUCACACAAAUCAGCAUUGUGAAUCUUCCAAAAUCAACAGCACCCAGGAACUGAGUGUCAGCAAAAUACCGAUGGUUUCAUCCAGCGAAGUCCCACUCAGAGUUGCACCCAUUGAAAUUAAGAAGCCUAACUUAGUCGUGUAUAUGAACUUCAGUGGGUCUACCCAGCGUAGGACUAGCAUCGAAUACCACCUGUACAUUCCACCCCACUAGGAACUGACCAGAAAAAUUGUCCAGAUCUGAAUGUAUUUUGCAGCCGUCUCAGUAAUAUGGGAAGAAGUUUUCCUUAACCAAAAAUAUACCCAAUCUAUAGAAAGGAGCUCUUAAAUCAGGCAUCCCCAAACUCCGCCCUCCAGAUGUUUUGGGGACUACAACUCCCAUCAUCCCUAGCUAGCAGGACCAGUGGUCAGGGAUGAUGGGAACUGUAGUCCCAAAAAAUCUGGAGGGCUGAUUUUGGGGGUGCCUGUCUUAAAUAGAGGGAAAAUCAACCUCUCUCUCUUUCUGCACUCCCUAUACAAGUUAUGAUGCAAAAGGACUUGAUCGGCAGCCUGUUGCUCCAGCUCCACUCAGACAAAAGCAUCUCUUAACUCGGGUCUUCUCAAAUCAUCCAUUUAUACAGGAAGCUGCGUUCUAGUGGGUCAGACCACUGGUCUAUCUACUUCAGUAUUGUCUACACUGACUGGCAGCGACCCUCCCAAGAUUUCAGGCAGGAGAUUUCGCCCAGCCCUACCAGAAGAUGCUAGGGAGUGAACUGGGAACCUUCUGCGUGCAAAGCAGAUGUUCACUCAACUACAACCCUUAAAUUAUCAAUUUCAGAAGGCAACGCAUUGUGACGAGUGAGCACAGACGCACUCCUGUGUUUUGGAGAUGGUUAAUGUAUGCUACUAUGAAGCUCUAAAGGUAAAGGUAAAGGGACCCCUGACCAUUAGGUCCAGUCAUGGCCGACUCUGGGGUUGCGGCGCUCAUCUCGCUUUAUUGGCUGAGGGAGCCGGCGUACAGCUUCUGGGUCAUGUGGCCAGCAUGACUGAGCCGCUUCUGGCAAACCAGAGCAGCGCACGGAAACGCCGUUUACCUUCCCAUCGGAGCGGUACCUAUUUAUCUACUUGCGCUUUGAGGUGCUUUCAAACUGCUAGGUUGGCAGGAGCAGGGACCGAGCAACGGGAGCUCACCCCGUCGCGGGGAUUCGAACCGCCGACCUUCUGAUCGGCAAGUCCUAGGCUCUGUGGUUUAACCCACAGCGCCACCCGCGUCCCACUAUGAAGCUCUACUGAUCCCAUAAUUCAGGGAUUCCUCAGCUUCAGUGAUGCUGCAGAUUGUAAGUUUUCUAACUUUCACAGGCCGGGAGUAUUGGGCCCUGUCUUGAAACCAUGAUUUCCCAACACAUCUGGAGAGAGGAGACUCUCCUCCAUCUCUUUUUCAUCCAUUGACGGAAGUGUUGAGAACCUCCUUUGCUAGGAGGUCAAAGAGCAAAGCCAAGCCCAGGAACAUUGCAAAAGGAGAAUUAUAACCCAAAUAGUUUGGGAGAAAGGCAGGAUAUAAAUGCAUUAAAUAAAUAAAAAUAAAUUGGAUCAGCGGGAGAGUAUUAUUGGGUGUUGAUUAUGGUUUUUAUUUUUGCUGCAACAUUUUGGGUUGCAUUAUUUUUUUAAAAAACACAGACAUUUGGAAAACAGAAUGGGAAUGUAUGUUUCCUCCCCCGCCUGAAGAACUAUUUUUCUCCACAAAUUCCUCCAGGUUCUUUGAGAUCUGUUAGAGAAGCAUUGAUAACUUUCCCAUAUAUAACAUCUGGAAGGAUGAGUCCCUUAAUAUCACAAGCAUGAAAAUGUUCAGCCCAUUAUGGCCUCUGCUUUAAAAGCAGCUUCUAAUUUUUGUUGUUGCUGGGGCCACUGUGGUUGGGCAAAAGUGUCAAUUUCAGUUUCUCUCUUUUUUUCCCUUCAUUUUUCCACUGCAAAGUUCAGUUCUGCACAUUCCCACAACAGUCUGUGAUCGUUAUUUUUCAAAAAGAAAAGGUCCCACUGAAUAUUCGUCAGCGUUUUUGCGAAAGUUUCUUCUAAUAUCCACAAAUUUGUGUGGCACUUUGCCAAUGCAUCCAUUUUUCCCCAAAAACACAGCACAACUUUGUGUGCCAUUUUCACAUUCAUAUGGCUUUCUAUGCACAUUUUAUUCUAGCAACUUCCUUUUUGUAUACAAAAAGAUCUGCUUUACAAAACUCUGAGAAGGGCGAAUUUUGGAGGAUGGAUUUAUUUUGAAUUUCUGCAUCAUUUUGCAAAGUUCAGCGUAGGCCGGUCCACUUUUAGGUGUGAAAUAGAUUGCAUUUCUCCCCUCACUCCUACAUACAACAUACAACAUACGACCCAAGUUUUACGUCAUUCUGAUCUUUGCCUUUUUAUUUUAUUCCUACCUUUGCUCUUUAAGAGUGUUUUGCUUUCGUGAUUUAGCGGUGCAGGGUUGCAUUAAAUGGGGGUCCUACCGAGAGUUAAUGAGCGCAGCUACCGUAGGUUCGUUAAUUUCAGAAGUUAAAUGCUGAGCAAUUGGACACAACACUGAUAAAUUUGUGUAUAAUGAUGAUGAUGCUACAAAAAAAUGCAUCAUUGUACGCCAUAGGAAUUCACCUAGGCCAGGGAUGAAGAAUCUAGGGGUCUCUAUACAUUGCUAAGGGAUGCGGGUAGCGCUGUGGUUAAACCACAGAGCCUAGGACUUGCCGAUCAGAAGGUCAGCAGUUCGAAUCCCUGCGACGGAAUGAGCUCCCGUUGCUCAGUCCCUGCUCCUGCCAACCUAGCAGUUCGAAAGCACGUCAAAGUGCAAGUAGGUACUGCUCCAGUGGGAAGGUAAACGGCGUUUCCGUGCGCUGCUCUGGUUCGCCAGAAGCGGCUUAGUCAUGCUGGCCACAUGACCCGGAAGCUAUACGCCGGCUCCCUCGGCCAAUAAAGCGAGAUGAGCGCCGCAACCCCAGAGUCAUCCACGACUGGACCUAACGGUGAGGGGUCCCUUUACCUUUUACUGAGAGUUAAUGAGCACAACUACUGUAGGUUCAUUAAUUUCAGUAGUUAUAUGCUGAGCAAUUGGACACUACACUGAUAAAUUUGUGUAUGAUGAUGAUGAUACAGAAGAUUGCAUCAUUGUACGUCAUAGAAAUUCACCUAGGCCAGGGAUGAGGAAUCGAUACAUUGCUAAGCUUUCAUAAUCCCUGACUGCUAGCUAUGCAAACUGAUGGGUCUUAGAGUCUAACAACAUCUGUCCCCACCAACAUCACCACUUGUCUAAGCCCACAUUUAAAUCUCUGCUGAGAUUUCCAAAACCUUCGCUUUGACUCAGUGGUACCCUCUUUCCCUUGCCCUGUCCGCAUGUUUGUUGCGCUUUUUUUUAACCCUGUCAGUUUAAGCAACAAAGAGGGUCCCUUCCGCACUCAACUUGCCCCAGAGGUUUCUCAAGGAAACACUUUGUGCUCAACUUAACAGCUUCUUUCCUGCUCCCCACAACUUAAAUUUUCGGCAGGCGCCCAGAAGCCAGAAAAGCCGUUCCUCUGGCAAUCUCCCCGAAGGGAGAUCACUGCUCACGCUGCUUAAAAUCUUUUCCUUGCGCAAAACACCUCUCUCCGGGGUUUUGAAAAGGGUGUGAAGACUACAAAAUUAGUUGCCACCUUCCGUUUUUCUGCAUGUGGUGAAAUAGGCAGCGGGGUUUUUAAGGCUCCCCCUCCUCUUGCUUUCCUUCUCACCCCCCCUACCCACACCUUCCUUCCCACUCUCUGUUCUGAGAAAUAUAUGCCUUUCGUCUGUGUCAGAUAAAAAUCUGCUAGGCUGAUCUGUCACAGUCUAUCUGAUGGGAGGUAGGGGAUCCCAAGGUUUGCAAAAGGUCAUGGCCAAAUUUAAUUUCAGUGUGUGUGGUUUUAAUUUUAUAUUGCUGAUUGCAAUAUAAAAUUAGUUGUUCCCUUUACCUUCCUGCGCAAUUUACAAUUGCUAGCUGGGACUGGUGAGAGCACAGUGACCCCUGGUGGCCUAAAGGUUCUUCGCAACGGGUGGCCCUGAUCCCAAGAUCUUCCGCUUUGCAUUUGGACGGGGCAGGGGCGAGGGCAUAGCUGUCAACUGUCCCUUAUUUGGGAGGAAACUCCCUUAUCCCAGCGCCGUGUCCCGCUGCUGUCCCUUAUUGACAAUGUCCCUUAAAUUUCCUGGGUUUCAAAGGAAGCAGCUCCUCCCCCUCCCUCCCUGCCGCCCAGGGAGGAGGGAGGCUCCAACUGUGUUGCUUGACUGCCCGGCCCACCCCCCUCCGGCCUCCUCUCACCAGCCUUGGCCCCCGGGAGCCCCUCCCCACCGGGACUGGCGGGAGCCUCUGGCCCUUCCGCCGCCAUCCUCCUUGCUGCCGCCGAACUGAGCAUCUCUGCUUGGGGUAGCAUCUUUGUAGCUUGGACUUCGUUUUGCGCGAAAAGUGGUUGCUGAUUGUAGUUAUUUAAUUGCAAUGUUUCAUCAGCUUGAGCAGCAACCUCUGGAAACAAAGGGCUAAAAACCGGUGCUGCUCUCCAAAAUUAUCUGGUCUCUUUUAAGUUUGUAUUUCAGGUGGUUGACUAAAAUCCCUUAUUUGGGCUGCUGAUCCCUUAUUUUCGAGGCUGCUGGUCCCUUAUUUUCAAAUCUGUAAGUUGACAGCUAUGGGCAAGGGAGAAGGUCUUCCAUGGGCACAUGGGAACCCGGAUGCUUCCGAUUCAGUAGGGCAGCUUUCUUGUGCCCCUGUUUAAAUCUGUCUUCCAUUCAGAGCCAUGAGGACUGGAAUCUUAAUGGGGGAAAAGGGCAGGUAGCUCAGACAGUAGAGCACUUGCAGCACGUAAUAAUAAUAAUAAUAAUAAAUUUAUUUAUACCCCGCCCUCUCUAGCCAGAGCCAGGCUCAGGGCGGCUAACACCAAUAAAAUCACAGUCAAAACAUAAUAAGCGAAAAAGGGGGGGGGAACCAAUUUAAAAUAAAUACAGGUUAAAAUGCAGCCUCAUUUUAAAGUAGCUGAUAAAUCAAGACCAAAAGGGGAAGGAAGACAUAAGGGUCAGACUGAGUCCAAACCAAAGGCCAGGCGGAACAGCUCUGUCUUGCAGGCCCUGCGGAAAGAUGUCAAGUCCCGCAGGGCCCUGGUCUCUUGUGAUAGAGCGUUCCACAAAGUCGGGGCCAGUACUGAAAAGGCCCUGGCCCUAGUUGAGACCAAUCUAACCUCCUUGAGGCUCGGGACCUCCAAAGUGUUGUCAUUCGUGGACCUUAAGGUCCACUGCGGGGCAUACAGAAAGUUUCAGGUUCAAUUGGGAAUCUCCCCGAUUCUGGAUUGAGAUUGAUAGCCACAACACACACCUGGUUGGAUAAAUGUUUUGGGGGCUGCUUGGUCUGACUGCAUCUCUCAAGGAAAAACUGAGGCUGGAUUCUGGGUUUAUAUUGUGUUAAUUUUCCCCGUUAGAAUGCCCAGAGCUUCUGCGCCAUUUUAAAACAUUCCUUUCACACGGCGGCGGCACCUGUUGUGCUAUGGAACUGUGGCUUUUCGGCCGAUAGAUCCAUACGUCACACUAAAUUUCAUUUGUGUCAAUGGGUGUGUGGGGGCAACAACAAACGUCAUUGAACAAUGCGGCUCUUCCCGCAUCUUUUCUGCGCAUGCUGCCUUCGGUUCGCCUGCAAAUUCCCCCAUAAAGUUGGCAGGAGAAAAUGUUUUGCUGAUACAGUCAUAUCUCAUGUUACGUCCGCUUCAUGUUACGUUCUUUCAGGUUACGUCUCGCGGAAAGGGUUACUUCUGGGUUUCACCGCAUGCACAGAGGCACAAAAUGACGUCACACGCAUGCGCAGAAGCAGCGGAUCGCAACCCGCGCAGGCGCACAGAUGCGCCACUGCGGGUUGCGCUCUUUUCAUGUUGCGAACGGGCCUCCGGAACGGAUCCCGUUCGCAACCAGAGGUACCACUGUAUAGCGCCCCAAAGUUUGUCACUUUAUGCCUGCAGUUUUCCAGGUUCCGGGGGCUGCAAACUCUCCCCCCCCCCCCAGAAUCAAAUAACAUGCGAGUAAGUGCUAAACCUACGUUAUAGUCCAUUAUGUUUGUGGAAGUGGCUUUUGUGGCAUGUGAAAGCUCAAAUAUCAUGCAGAAUUAAAACAGGGAAACACAUUCUUUAUGGAGUCGAAAAACACUGAAUUGUAUAAUUGUAGAGUCGUAAGGGACCCCAGGGUCAUCUAGUCCAACCCCCCCAAUGCAGCCAUCUCAACUGGAAGCAUUCAUGACAGAUGGCCACCCAACCUCUGCUUAAAAACCUCCAAGGAAGGAGAGACCACAACUUCCCAAGGGAGUCCAUUCCACAGUCAAACAGCCCUUACUGUCAGAAAUUCCCCCCUGAUGUUUAGGCAUGUGUUGUAGUCCAUUAGUUUCCUAGCAUUAGUUUCUCUGCAGUGUGGAAGCUCAGAUAUAAUGCAGAAACCACUGGUUAAGGAAAUGUUGGGGAGAUGGAAUAAACUGCCCUGGGGGUUGCACCCGGAACCGGUCCGGGAGCCGCCCAUGGGCUCCUUUCAGAGAAGGUUUUUCCCGUCCUCAGGGGGCUGAAAAGAAGGGAUGUGGGGAGAAAGCCUUGAGUAGGUUGAUGGAACUCGGAUGUGGGUUGACGCCAUGCGCCGGCAGACCGAAAUGUUAGAGCAGCCGGAGGAAAUUGAGGGGGGAGGCUUGUUUUCAAGGCCUGCCGGAGGAACCAGCGAGCUCCUCUUUGAAGCGUCAGCUCUGUGGCUUAAGCUUCGCAUGCAAACCUUCCUCCUCCGUUCCUCUUGGCAGUUUUGCCCCCCACUGCACUGCACUGCCGCCGCUUGUAGCACCCGUCGGAGACCCCCUCAAGUUGCGGCCGGCACCCCCUUUUAAAGCACGCACCUGCCUGCGGAGAGUUUUGCAGCACCUCUAGAGUCCGGUGGUUUUGUCGUGGCCACAAGCACCUCUGUAGGUUUUGCAGGCAGCCCUGUUUAGGGAAGUUUUUAACAACUGAUUUUGGGGGGAGGGUUCAAAAACAAAAUUAUUGGUUUUCCACAUUUAUCACAAAAUGACAUGACGAAACACACAACAAAGAAAAACACACUACAACACAAUAAAAUUAAGCACAAAAAGGAAUUAUUUCUUCUAAUACCUAAUUCUCUUAACAUUGCUAACUGACUUCCUCGAAUCCUCUCUAACUGAAUUUCAUUAUAUCACAUUUAUCAGUUCUCCAAGUUCAUAUUUCUAAUAAUAUUAACUCCUUUCAUUUACUAAUCUCUUCUCCUUUAUUAAUAUUCUAAUCCUUAAUGUUUACUACCACAUAUCCUUAUUCUACCCCUAGGCCUAUUUGUUACUUCCAAGGAUUUUCUGUUUAUCUUAUUUUACAAUAUUUAGCUAAAUAUUAUUCCAGUUCUCUUGUGUAUCCUCUUCUUUCUGGUUGCAGAUUCUUCCAGUCAGGUCGGCCAGCUCCAAAAAAUCCAACAUCUUCAUCUGCCAUUCUUCUAUUGUUCGUAUUUCUUGCGAUUUCCAAUUUUUGGCUAAUUAUGACUGUUGUUUUAAUGUAUUUUUAACCUUCUGUUGGAAGCCGCCCAGAGUCACUGGGGAAACCCAGCCAGAUGGGCAGGGUAGAAAUAUUAUAUUAUUAUUUAUUAUUAUUUAUUCCCCUUGAGAAAUGUUAAGCAGAUAGAUCAGGGGUCAGGAAGCUUCAUCCCUAAAUGUCUUUGCCCCCCAUCGUCCAGCCUGGACACGGAGGUCCAGCUCCAAGAACCUUCUGGCGGUUCCCUCAUUGCGACAAGUGAGGUUAUAGGGAACCAGGCAGAGGGCCUUCUUGGUGGUGGCACCUCCCCUGGGGAAGGCCAUCCCAUCAGAUGUCAAGGAACGAUCUGACUUUUGGAAGACUUCCGAAUGCAGUCCUGUUCAGGGAGGGUUUUAAUGUUUGAUAUUCUUUGUGUUUUAAUAUUCUGUUGGGAGCUGCCCAGAGUGGCUGGGGCAGCCAGGUCAGAUGGGUGUGGGUGAAUAUUAUUAUUAUUAUUAUUAUUAUUAUGACUGAGGCCCACACUCCCUUCUUGGCAGGCUUCCUAGGGGCUGCAUGCCUGUGAUGGACAGGGCCAGAGGUUUAAGUGAGUGGGGUGACACAUGCGUUUUCUCCUUUGUAAGGUACUCUAGUUUCCACACACACAAACACACAAAGGCCACAUUCCUCCAUGUAAAGCACUAUGGUGCCACUUUAAGCAGCUUUCCCCGGAGGAUUCUUGGAGCUGUAGUUUGUGACGGGUGCCGAGAGUGGUCAGGAGAGCCACUAUUUCUCUUGGAGAACUGCAAUUCCCAGAGUUCCCCUGAGAAGAGGGGUUGGCUGUUAAACCGCUCUGGCCCCUGCAGGAGGGAGUUCCAUAGUUUAACUAAAGAAAUACUUUAUUUUCUCUGUCCUGAAUCUUCCAACAUUUGGCUUCAUUGGCCGUCCACAAAUUCUAGUGUUAGGAUAGAAAAAGAGGAAAGCUAUUCUCCAUCCACCUUCUCCAGCCACCUUCUCCGUGCCACACCUAAUUUUAUAACCUUCUGUCUUGUGGUCUCUUUUUUACUUUUCUUCAAACGUGUUUCUAAAGCCUGUGUCCCCAUUCACUGGCUAGAAAUGCCGCCAAAUAAGAUUUCUAUAGAGAUGUCCUCUGCCUUGAAUAAUUUCAGGUUGGCUGCUUGCAAUGUUAAACCGCUAUAUCAUUUUGCGUGUUUGAUUCGAUUCCAUUUAUGAAUCGCCUCCGGUGAAAUACCUCAAAGCGAUUUCUCCGUUAAAAAACGCAGAGAAUAAAAACGAUGCACCGAAAUACGAGGAAGCGGAUACUUUAAAAAGACAGCCGUCAAAACACAGCAAAUGAAGAACAAGAAAAAUAACGACAGCAGAUAUCGCAGAUACACACACGCGCAAAAAACCAUGACCUUUCUAGCGUUUGGUAAUGAUGCAAACUUCCUAACUUCCUACUCUGCCGAAUUAAUACCUGUAGUUGUGUGGGAGAGGACUGAGCUUUUGAUUGAGUCCGAAACAAAUCAGUUCAAAAGUGCUGAUCUAAUUGAGUUUGGGAGUUUGAUGUCAUCAUCUUACCUGGUUGGCCCCAGUGAAAACAGGAUGCUGGACUUUGAAGGGCGUUGGGCCUGAUCCAGCUACAGAGCUAUAGAACCAUGGAAGUAUGGAAUUGGAAGGGACCCUGCAGAUCAUCUAGUCCCAACCCUCUGCAAUACAAGAAUAUGCAGGUGUCCCAUACAGGAACAGGGCAGCCCUGUUUAGGGAAGCUUUUAAUGUUUGAUGUAUUAUAGUAUUUUACUAUUCUUUUGGAAGCCGCCCAGAGUGGCUGGGGAAGCCCAGCCAGAUGGGCGGGGUAUAAAUAAUAAAUUAUUGUACUUGUUGUUGUUGUUGUUGUAUUAUGUGCUAUGGCCCCAAGGCCUUCCGUUCAGACCCCUUUAGUGUGGGGGGAAAAGGAGGGGCAGCCAAGAUGAUCAAAGGGGUGGAGCAACUCACCUGUAAGAUAAGGGGGCAGCGUUUGGGACUUCUUGGUUUAGAGAAAAGCCAAGAAGGAAGUAACUUGAUAGAGGAUUAUGAAAUGAUGUUUCUCUUAAGGGUAGGACUCAAACCAGUGGCUUCAUGUUACAAGUAAGGAGAUUCCCACUAAACAUUUGGGGGAAACUUUCUGACGGUAAGAGCUGUUCGACAGUGGAACAGACGCCCACUAGAAGUGGUGGACUCUCCGUCCUUGGAGGUGUUUAAGCAGAGGUUGGAUGGCCAUCUGUCAUGGAUGCUUUGGCUGAGAUUCCUGCAUUCCAGGGGGUUGGACUAGAUGACCAUUGGGUUCCUUCCAAUUUUAUGAUUCUGUGAAAGUGGAUAAAGAAAAUGUUUUCCUCCCUGUCGUAACACUAGAACACGUGGACUUCCAAGGAAGCUGAGUGUUGGGAGAUUCAGGACAGAUGGGGGAAAAGUCCUUAAUCCAGUGCAUGGUUAGACUGCCGAACUCCUUCCCACAGCAGGCAGAGAUGGCCGCCAUCUUGGGCGACUGUAUUUAUCUUUUAAUAAAUUUUAUUAAGGUCUGUAGAGGGGAAAUGCAAAACGUAAAAUCUUUUGCCUUUUUAAAAAACUGAACCAGGACUUUUAUUUAGGUGCAAUAAAAACACAAAGGGGCAGGAUGGGGAGAAAGAAAUAGAGAAGGAGAAAGAAAGAAAGAAAGAAAGAAAGGAGAAAGGUAGAAAAAUAAGAUUCAGAAACUAAAGAACUUCCGAUUCUUCCUCCAUCCGCUAUGCAGAAACAAAAUUCACUUCGUCCAAUCCGACAUAUGACACCUCACAAAGCAACUUUCUAUAAACAAACAUUAAUCUUACAUCCUCAAACCAGCAUAGGCGUCUUUAAAAGAGGAUUAAUUGAUUGUGAUUUUAUGUAAACUGUGUUGCUUUUACUGAUGUUAGCUGCUCUGAGCUUCGGCUUCGGAGGGCGGGAUAUAAAUAAAAUUGUAUUAUUUUUUAUUAUUAUUAUUCGAUCAAUUCAAAGGCUAUCCGUGUCUGGUCGCCAUGUUGGCUGGGCUUCCACAGGUGGGCGAAGGACUGAUCUAGACUUGGUCGCUGCAACCGUGGCCACUUUGUUUGGGUGCUGAGAUCACUGCAGUCGUGUUCCUGUUUUGUGAGUCACGAUCAAAGGGAUAAACGACUGGCAGCAGAGGAACUUUUGCUUGGGGGCAAAUCGCCGUCGGUAAGGGGCGAGGCAGCGAGGCUGAAUCAUAGAGCUGUAGGAAGACAGUCUCGGGUCAGAGACAGGUUGCGGGGCGAGAAGCAAGGAAAUAUGAAGACACACAUAUUUUCCAAAAUAAUCCUCCCUGCCUUUUUGAAGCCUGUGUUCAAAUCGGGUUCAUCUUCAGUUUUCGGGUUCCCCAUCUGGGUGGCCACUGUGAGAACAGGAUUCUGGGCUGAUUCAACUGGGGUCUUCUUCAGUCCUUAUGGAACCUCCUGGUCCAGAAUAGUCUAUCUCGAUUCUUAGGUUCUUAGGGCGUUUGGCCACUGUGAAAACAGGGUUCUCAGCAUCACCUAUCAGUAAGUCAGAAUAUCUCAACCACUUAUUCUCCAUAUUUAACUUUUUUUGCGCCUGAGCUUCCAUUGGUGAAAUCCAUUUGGGUGUUUUUCUUACCAAAAGAUCCUGAUAUCUAAUCCAUACAUUAUAAAGCGCCUUCCUGAUUAUAUGGUCUUAAAACCACUAUGGGCCUUUACUUUAUCAUACCAAAGAUAUGCAUGCCAUCCAAACCUAUUAUCCAGUCCCUCCAAGUCCAAAAUAUCCUCAUUUUCUAAUUUAAUCCAGUCUUUAAUCCAGCAGAAGGCCGCUGCUUCAAAAUAUAUCUUCAAAUCAGGCAGGGAAAAACCUCCUCUUUCUUUUAUGUCCGUAAGCAGCUUAUACUUAAUUCUCGGUUUUUUCCCCUGCCAAAUAAAUUAUGAGAACAGGGUUCUGGGCUCGAUGAGGACCGCUUGUUCUUCAUUUCCUCUAUUAUGUGGGGAAUGUUGGUGAAAAUCACAUUUUUUAAAAAUGACAAGAUGGAGUGUUGGGGGGGUGAGCAAUAAGUAUAAUGCAGCAAUUAAUAAGAUAAGAAUAAAGAUAAGAAUAAAAACACGAGGGCGCGAGCACCAGGUGAAUGUGAUCCCGUAGCGAGGACCCCAUAAGGAGUCUCGCUGUGGCAUUCUGCACCCGCUGGAGUUUCUGGGUCAGUCUCAAGGGCAGCCCCAUGUAGAGCGAGUUACAAUAAUCAAGUCUGGAGGUGGCUGUUGCGUGGAUCACAGUGGCGAGGUCAGGGCGAGAGAGACACAUUCUCAGAGAGGGCUAUCCAUGGCUAUUAGUCUAGAUUGCUAUGAUCUGCCUUGCCAUUGCAAUGCUUCUGAACACCAGUUGCCACAGGAGGGGAGAGUUGCUCUUGCGCUCGGUGACUGCUUGCAAAUUUCCCAUGUUAUGCAACAGGAUCUUAUGUUCUCAAGGUGCUAUACAUGGUCCCCCCCCCCGUUUAAUCCCCACAACAACCCUGUGAGGUAGGUUAGGCUGAGAAGCAGAGAUUGACCCACGGUAAUCCACUUCCUGAGGGAGGGAUUUGAACCGUGGUCUCCCCAAGGUCCGCACUCGAACGGUUACACCACCCUGGCUCCCCUUGAGGUUCUCCGUCCCCAAGCCUCGCAGGGCUCUUUGCGUCCCAGGACCCCUCGGGUCCUGCCACUCUCGGUCACGGCAAAGGGAGUUUGGGGUUGUUUCCCUUGCACCUUCAUUCUUGCCAGAGCGCCCGGGCGAACUGAGUAAGACACGCAGAGCGGGUGGGAGUUGGGUUUCCAUCUCUCCCGGGGGCGCCUGCUGUGUUGAGCGUCUUUCCUGCUUUGAUUCAUGUGGCGAGGGUGUCAACGACUCAGCCCUCCUCCACGCUGCUGCUGCGGCUGCCCCUACGCUGCGGGGGGGGGAAGGAAGGGGAGCGGGGCCAUGAAUCGGCAGCAAUAAACACACAGUCAUCUCGAAUGCCUCUUUGCCUUUCAUCCUGCGUUGUGGCUGGGUUUUGUUUUGCUCUCUCUUUUAUAACAGGUGCAAUUUUUGAGCGAGAGCAGAUUUCGAUGCGGUGUCGAACGUGCUGGUGGUAGCCUUUCAAACCUAGAGUUGGCCAGGUUCAAAACCCUUUCCUGGCAUGUUGUGGACUUCCCAGAUACCAAGGGGUGCAGCAGGGACAGGAAGGCAGGCUGUGGUUGGAAAGGUGUGCUCUUCAUCUUCCCGGGAGGUCAGGAAGUGGUGUCAGCAGUGGGAUCCCCUCUCUGGGGAAGGGAGGGCUCUGAGCGGGAAGGGGCGAACCCAGUGGGAGCCAGUGACUCAGCCAUGACCAUAACCCCAACAUCAGUAAGAGUUUAACACAGGGGCGGGGAGCAUCUGUGAUGUUUUCCAGGUGCUAGGACUCAGACUCCCAUCAGCUGCCACGAACACGAGCAACGGUCAAGGGUAAUGGUGCCAUUCUUCAGGAACAACUGCGGGAACACAUGUCCAUUGUUUUUCCCGAAACAAUUUGGCUGCUUGCAAGUAUAGGUGUCUAGGAUCAGAGCGGGUGGCGCUGUGGGUUAAACCACAGAGCCUAGGACUUGCUGAUCAGAAGGUCGGUGGUUCGAAUCCCCGCCACGGGGUGAGCUCCCGUUGCUCGGUCCCUGCUCCUGCCCACCUAGCAGUUCGACAGCAUGUCAAAGUGCAAGUAGAUAAAUAGGUACCACUCUGGCGGGAAGGUAAACGGCGUUUCCGUGCGCUGCUCUGAUUCGCCAAAGCGGCUUAGUCCUGCUGGCCACAUGACCCGGAAGCUGUACACCGGCUCCCUCGGCCAGUAAAGUGAGAUGAGCGCCACAACCCCAGAGUUGGUCACGACUGGACCUAAUGGUCAGGGGUCCCUUUACCUUUUAGGAUCAGAGUGUCAGAGAACGGAAAGUGCCGUUAACAUCCUCACAUUCAGGCCAGCCGCUGGAUGGUUCUAACCUGCAAGGAACAUCUUGCACACGCAGAUGGGCCGUCACAGAUUCAAGUGAUUACAUUUUCAAAAGUCCAGGCUAGAGUUAUGGAACAUCAGAAUGCCACUUAUUAUUCAACUCUACACAUGAACAUUAAAAAAAAAAAACUUGCCCCCAAAGGGAAAAUCAGGAAAAGGAUGGUUUCCCAGGGGCCCCAAGCUCAGGGCUGUUCUGGGUGCCUUGGGAAAUGAGGGCAGCAGGGGGCUCAGAUUGGUCCAGAGUGGCGCUCUGUAGCGUGUUGGGUGCCUGAUGGUUUAUUCAGCUCUCUCUGUUUUGUAUAGAAGAACUAGGUGAGUUUUCUUUUUUAUAAUCUCCUACCCACAGUCUGUCACAGCUGGUGCCUGUGCCUUUGUGACCCCAAAUACCACAGCUGGGAGUAGAAAUGAGCCCCCUUACCGAUUACGUUCUCCUCGCCACAGCAUCCUCUGAUGCUAUCAGGACCCUUGGCAGUUCACAAACAGCUAUACCACUCCUGCGUCUACUGACAUCUUCAGCCCCCCUUAGAAAACACACCAAAAGAAAGAAAUAAAAGGUUUAGGGUUUCCUGGAAACCAAACCCACACACCCCAGCCUGGGUCUCUGAAAAGCCAGCAGGCACUUUCUGCCCCACUCACCCGCUGCCGCCCCUCUCGCCUAGUUCACAUACCCCUCGGCGCCUCUUCCCAACGACCCCAAUCAGGGAGGGGGGAAAGAGUUGUCGGCCCCAAAGGGCAGAGGGUUAAACUGCCUCAUCAAACAGAUUGUAAUCUCGACCGUUUGGGAAACGCUGUGCGGGGAGAGUUGCAAGCAAUGGUUUGCUUUGAGCCCCACGCCCAAGCCCUUAGGGUGGCUGCUGAUGCGUUCCUUGGUGCAGAGCAUUGCGGCGCAUGCGCUAGCCAGCAGACAACCGUCCUCUUCUCCCAUGUGCAGCUAGGAAUGCUCAUUUGGCUGCCUCCCCAAUCCAGGUCCCUUCGGGUUACUUUCCCCCUUUUAAUAACAAAAGGAGACCCUGAUGAGUCAGGCCAAAGGAGCCCACCUGGGGCAGCAUCCUGUUCUCACAAUGGCUAACCAAGUUGCCUGUGGGAAAGUUGCAAGCAGGAUCCGAGUGUCACGGUCCGGUCUACGGGCGAUCGAAGUCCCGGCUGGGAACAUCGGGACCGGGGCAAGAUGGCGGGGUGGGAGCAGGAACAAGAGUCAGGAAGCCAGGGGUCCGAGGGUCAGGAAGCAAGGAGUCACAAAGUCAAGGGUCCGAGGGUCAGGAAGCAAGGAGUCAUGAAGUCAAGAGUCUGAGGGUCAGGAAGCAAGGAGUCAGGAAGUCAAGGGUCCGAGGGUCAGGAAGCAAGGAGUCACGAGGUCAAGGGUCCGAGGGUCAGGAAGCAAGGAGUCAUGAGGUCAAGGGUCCGAGGGUCAGGAAGCAAGGAGUCACGAGGUCAAGGGUCCGAGGGUCAGGAAGCAAGGAGUCAGGAAGUCAAGGGUCCGAGGGUCAGGAAGCAAGGAGUCACGAAGUCAGGGGUCCGAGGGUCAGGAAGCAAGGAGUCACGAAAUCAGGGGUCCAAGGGUCGAGAAGCAAGGAGUCACAAAGUCAGGGGUCUGAGGAUCAAGAAGCAAGGAGUCACAAAGUCGAGGGUCCGAGGGUCAGGAAGCAAGGAGUCACGAAAUCAGGGGUCCGAGGGUCGAGGAGCAGGGAGUCAUGAAGUCAAGGGUCCGAGGGUCGAGAAGCAAGGAGUCACAAAGUCAGGGGUCUGAGGAUCAAGAAGCAAGGAGUCACAAAGUCAAGGGUUUGAGGGUCGAGAAACGAGUCACAAAGUCAGGGGUCCGAGGAUCAAGAAGCAAUGAGCUGAGGUCUGAGGCUCAGGAAGCAAGGAGCCAAACGCAGCAAGGCAGGAAGCGUGUUGCUGUGGCAAAGAGCCAAAGCAAAAUGCUGACCUUAUAUCCCUUCCCAGCUCUUGCCACCAGGUGCUGUGAGUUACCAAGCAGCCUCACCUGUGCGGCCUUGCCUUGCCUCUCCAAAACAAUCUUAGGAUGACCCCAGUCCUGCGAAGCCCUACUGGUCACAGGACCUGGCUCCUGCACACACUCCUGACACCGAGCUCAAGAGCAACUCUCCCCUCCUGCAAAUGCUUUUCAGAAGCAUUGUAGCCGUCGAUGCCCCUCUGCUCCAUGAAUUUGUCUAAUUCUCUUUUGGAAGUUGUCCUAGUUGGUGGCCAUGCUGUGGAAUCAAAGUCUACAGUUUCUGCACUGCAUGAAGAAGGACUUUCUUUUCUCUGUUUUGAAUCUUCCAACAUUCGGCUUUCACUGAAUGUCCACAAGUUCCACCCAUUUUCUCUUGGCCAGGCAUAAUCUUACAGACUUCUAUCACAUCACCUUUUCCUUUUUCUCUGCACUAAAAAGUCCCAAACAUGACAACCUUUCCUCCUUAAGAGAGUUGCUCCUGGAGUGAUGCCAAUCUAUUACAACCUCAUUUCGAUUUCCCCGUUUUCUCCAGAGAGCUAUGCAUCCUGCAUGCUUUGAUGCAUCAGGCCAUGAACUCCACCCCUCGGGUCUUGGAUUUGCAAAUGGAAAGGGAUAAGAAAUGUGGCCAAAAAUAGAAUCAUAGAAUCAUAGAGUUGGAAGAGACCACAAGGGCCAUCGAGUCCAACCCCCUGCCAAGCAGGAAACACCAUCAGAGCACUCCUGACAUAUGGUUGUCAAGCCUCUGCUUAAAGACCUCCAAAGAAGGAGACUCCACCACACUCCUUGGCAGCAAAUUCCACUGUCAAACAGCUCUUACUGUCAGGAAGUUCUUCCUAAUGUUUAGGUGGAAUCUUCUUUCUUGUAGUUUGGAUCCAUUGCUCCGUGUCCGCUUCUCUGGAGCAGCAGAAAACAACCUUUCUCCCUCCUCUAUGUGACAUCCUUUUAUAUAUUUGAACAUGGCUAUCAUAUCACCCCUUAACCUCCUCUUCUCCAGGCUAAACAUGCCCAGCUCUCUUAGCCGUUCCUCAUAAGGCAUCGUUUCCAGGCCUUUGACCAUUUUGGUUGCCCUCCUCUGGACACGUUCCAGUUUGUCAAUGUCCUUCUUGAACUGUGGUGCCCAGAACUGGACACUGAGAGAAUGAUCUCAGUGCCCUCAUAGGUUGCAUUGUUCGUUCCUAUGCUUUGCUUUUCCUGAUGCACGAGAGUGCGUGAACACAUUGGGAGGACGCCACACGAACAAAGAACCCUGCUGUGACUCCAUGUGAUGCCCAGAUUGUGUCCUUGUUGUGUUUGUCGGUUCAGAUGACACCCGACACAUACACAAUUCACUCAUGCCCAAGGGAGCCCAUGCUUUCUGUUCGGGGUAAGGCCUUUCAAAGGCACCCUAGUGUGGUGCUCUUAAGAAACGAAGGCAAGAUGGUGUCGGGCCCUGUCUGGUUGCUAUAGUAACGCAGCCUGGGGUUGCCAUCUUCUCCAAUUUGCCUUGCGUUCUUGAUAGUCGGCAGUUUCACAAGAGGGCAGGGAGUUUUCCUGCAGUUUCUGAGCCUGGAGUCCAACCCAGCGACAUUUGUCAUCCUUUCUCAUUUCUGUAACACCAUUUGGCACCCAAAAAAUCUGUUUGUUGUUUUCUCUCCACCCUGCUCUUCGAUUCCCACUGGCAUUGCGUUCAAGAUGGUGGCAACUAGGGAUGGGCGAACGUGCCCACUUUGAUUUCUCAUUCUUCAGUUUGACUUCAGUCCUCCGUGUUUCCUCAUCAAUUUGUGAUAUGUAUUUUUCGUGAAAAUUCAUCGACGUUUUGGUCCAAAAUUUCCCCUGUUGCACACAUUUUCAUAUGCAGUUUUUUAAUGCACACAUUUCUUUGCAAAACGGUUUCCCCGGCGCAUUUUAAGCGUGUUAUUUUCACUGAAAAGCAUUUAUUUCAAUGCACACUUUACACUAGUAUAGUAUUUUCAUGCACAUGACUGGACUGGAGAAUUAGAUUGCAAAAUUCAGAGCAGUGCAAAUUUCAAAGGCUACUUCUCUGAAAGUGCAGAGUUGAGCCACAUUCACCCCAUACUUUUAAAGCCCUGUUAUACCAUUUUAAACAGUCAUGGCUGCCCCCAGAAUUCUUAAAUUUGUUAAGGGUGCUGGGAGUAGUUAGGACAGCCCCACAAAACUGCAAUUCUCAGAAUAGUUUAACAAUCAAUCCCUCUUCUUUGGGGAAUUUUAGCUCUGUGGGAGAAAUUGAGGCACCACCUAAUAGCUCUCAGCACCCUUAACAAACCACAGCUCCCAGAAUCCUUUGGGGGGAGCCGUGAUCAUUUAAAAUGAUAUUACAGUGCUUUAAAUGUAUGGUGCGAACACAGCUGAAGUGAAGAUUGCUUUUUGCUGCAAACUGAACCGAAUCUCUUCCCCUGAAGGACAAUGGAGAAUUGGGGAGGGGGCUCUGUUUGUCUCAAAAGAGCGGACUUUUAGCACAGCUCUUCGCCCGGAGCGAACGGGGUCCGCCCUCAUUCCUUUUUCUGCUGACGCAAGCGCCGUUUCCGAUGAGGCAAUGGAAGCUGUGACGCGGAGCUUAGACGGGAAUUAACUCCCCGUUUGCGAACCGCAUCAGCACAUAUAUAAAAUACAGAUACAUAUAUGAAUUUUUUUUGCUUAUUUGGUUUGUGUGUUUUUGCUCUCCUCUUCAUUUUGCAAUCGACCCAAUCGUGUGCACCCAGAGCUCUGUUGACCUCGCGUCAGGAGGGCGGAUUUACUGGCAUCAAUCUCUGUAUAAAAGUGAGAGUUGUUCUUUACUGGCAGAAUCUUCAAGGUGGACGGGCUGACUAAUUUAGGGGCUGACUCAUGCGGCUUCUUGUGGUUCAGGGAAGAAACCACUGGCCUCCGUGGUUUAAUUUUCCUCCCCUUUCUAUUAUUAAUAUGACAUUACACUUAGGUAGCUGCAGGUGAUGCAAUGCAAAAAAACUGUCGUUUUGCCUGCCUGUAAAGACCCAGAUACUCUCACAAAGCAGAGAGAGUGCCCUGAGGGUCUCCUUGCAACAGCCCGGCAAGGUGGACUAAGGCAGGAAUGGACAGAUGUCAACUUUUCCAGAUUGACUUCAUUAUUAUUUUUUAAACUAGACUUCCGGGGGCUGGCAACUUGAGUCAGGCGCAAACAACUUAGGUUUGUAGCCAGCAGUAUAACUCCCUAGUCAGCGUAGAGCCGUUGAAAUUAAUGAGCGUGUGCCACAUGGUGCAUCCUCUAGUUAUCUCCCACUUGGACUACUGCAAUGCGCUCUACGUGGGGCUACCUUUGAAGGUCACCUGGAAACUGCAACUAAUCCAGAAUGCUGCAGCUAGACUGGCGACUGGGAGCGGCCGCUGAGACCACAUAACACCAGUCUUGAAAGACCUACAUUGGCUCCCAGUACAUUUCCGAGCACAAUUCAAAGUGUUGGUGCUGACCUGUAAAGCCCUAAACGGCCUCGGUCCAGUAUACCUGAAGGAGCGUCUCCACCCCCAUCGUUCUACCUGGAUACUGAGGUCCAGCUCCGAGGACCUUCUGGCGGUUCCCUUGCUGUGAGAAGCCAAGCUACAGGGAACCAGGCAGAGGGCCUUCUCGGUGGUGGCGCCAGCCCUGUGGAACGCCCUCCCACCAGAUGUCAAAGAGAAAAAUAACUACCAAACUUUUAGAAGACAUCUAAAGGCAGCCCUGUUUAGGGAAGCUUUUAAUGUUUAAUAGGUUAUUGUAUUUUAGUGUUCUGUUGGUAGCCGCCCAGAGUGGCUGGGGAAACCCAGCCAGAUAGGCGGGGUAUAAAUAAUAAAUUAUUAUUAUUAUUAUUAUUAUUAUUAUUAAUUUCAGUGGAUCUGUUUGAGUAGGAUUGAGAUGAGGUGCAGCUCGUAAGACCUAACCCUGCAGCAAAAUACACCCACUCCAGAUCUAAUUUCUACCCACACACUUGAGCUGAGAGGCAAGGCUUGUGUGCACAUUACUGUGGACACGGGUGCAAGCCGCCUCUCUGCACAUGGGCAAGGGGUCGUGUGAAAGAGUCCCGGAUGCUGGACCAGAUGGGUCCUUGGGGUCUGAUCCAGCAGCCAAGCUCUUCUUAACGCCGUAUAAAAUGCCGUGACAAAGGGUGGGAAAAUAGAUUUUCUUGUGCUUCUGUUUCACGUCUCGGGGGUCUUCCGUCUCCCCUUCCCACAGCCACCUGCAGAGGUGUGAUGCAGCCCUCUCCCCUUUCAUGUGGUUUGUUGUGCCAACAUCCCUGCCUCCGCACGGUGGGUUCUCCCCGGUGCCACCCCAGGGUGGUUAAACAUUUCUGGUGCGAGAAGCGAGGGGGUCGUUCUGCCUCGAAGCAGCUGCCUCGUUGCUCCCCCUGCCAUCACUCGCCGCAGCUGAGCUGCGGUUAUUCAGUGGGGAAAUGUUCUCUGCACGUGCCUUGGGGCACUGUUGUCGACGACGAUUUGCGACUCGCGGCUCGUGGUCCCGGGGCUGCGCGGUGGCUUUGAAAAAGAAGGUUCUGCAGUUGAGAGACUUGGGGAAGGACCCAGGAGUCCUGCGGCAACUGUUAGCGUGAUAGCAGAGCAAAGGCAGAACCAGUUCAAUUGCAAGCGAAAGACCAAAACGACCCAACAGGGGUUGAGGGGAAGAAAUUCACAACUAAAAAUGGCGUGUUUUUGGUCGCCGGCAUGAAAGCAACAAGAGAGGAACCAACAUCUUGGUUCCCAGGGGGUGAGAUUUGGAGAUAUUGGGGUGUAUUCCAUUUAUAUUCUCUCACACAAUACAGAUCCUUUUAGCUCUGCCCCAAACCUGUGUAGGGGAUUUUUUGGAAAAUAUCGAGGCAGCGGCAUUGUGUAACUUACGUAAGGCAGGCAGGCAGCCCCAGACUAAGGGCCCUGCUAAAAAUCUGUCUUCACGCCAUCCUUUCCAGUUUGCAAAAGCACUGAGCUAUUUCAUUGGUCCUAACAGCAACUCCAGGGACCUAGGCCCACUUUCCUGCAAAACUGAAAGGUAGUGACUUCUCCGUGGUGACUGGUUCAGGCAGGAUUCGAACUCAGGUCCCUGUGAAAGGUGGGGAGGUUCCGUUUGGUUCCUAGAAAGUAUGAGCAGGAAGUCCUUUCCCUUACCACCUCAAACCCCUACCGAAAACAUGUGAGCUGGUAAGGAUUUUGAAAGCCGAAAGGGACGGACCCUUCUCAUAUGCUCAGAAGCUCUCUUGCCGGGUGGUGUUCUGAAAGCCAGCGAGGAAGAAUGUAGUGCAAGGGUGCCCCCUAGUGGACCAAGGUCUGUAUUGCAGCUGGUGCUUUUUGCCAAAAGGGGACAAAAUGUACCUAUCUUUCCUAAACAGUCUGGAAAAUGACAGAAGAAUAACUCUUUCCUGACAAGCCCCAUAAUGUCACUCACUGGGGUAUUGGGCUCCAAAGACGUCCAUUUCCUCUCUAACUCUUUUGCCUUAUUUCCUGGCAGUAGCAAAAGCCGGGUAGCAUCUUUCAAGGGCGACGGGGUACUUUGUGCUCUCAGCAGUGAAGUUUGGAGUUCAAAUCAGAACCUGCGAGAUCUGGGCCUCGUUUCAGAUCCUCACGUGUGGGCCGAAAAAGCAGAGGUUCUUCUUCCAUUUAAAGACCAGAGCAUGUUAUCCACGUUAUACUCUAUAUUUGACUUUUCUUCAGAUUGCUUUAUUUAUGUCUUAUGGAUUUAAUAUACUGAAACAGCUUUGAAUUUUUUUCUUAAAAAUAUAAAGCGGUAUAGAAAUUAAAUAAAUAAAUCCAGAUUUAAGUGAGUAACCUGACCUAACAAGCAUAAGGAACUGCGGUCUUUCAGGAGGCUUUCAAAGAAGAUUAAACAAAUUCAGAUGCCUUUUAAAAGUCAGAUAGUUGCUUAUUUCCUUGACAUCUGGUAGGAGGGUGUUCCACAAGGCAGGUGCCACUACCGAGAGGGCCCUCUGCCUGGUUCCCUGUAACCUCACAUCUCGCAAAGAGGGAACCGCCAGAAGGCCCUCAGCGCUGGACCUCAGUGUCCGGGCUGAACGAUGUGGGUGGAGAUGCUCUUUCAGGUAUACUGGGCCGAGGCCAUUUAGGGCAUUCAAGGUCAGCACCAACACUUUGAAUUGUGCUCGGAAACGUACUGGGAGCCAAUGUAGGUCUUUCAAGACCGGUGUUAUGUGGUCUCAGCAGCCGCUCCCAGUCACCAGUCUAGCUGCCGCAUUCUGGAUUAGUUGUAGUUUCCGGGUCACCUUCAAAGGUAGCCCCACGUAGAGCGCAUUGCAGUAGUCCAAGCAGGGCUGAGUGAGAUCAAUACCAUUUUAACUAAUGAGUGACGAAGUGAACCAAGUUUUAAUGACAAAACGAAUGCAAGGAUGAGUUCCUAACUCCCUAUACAGCUCAGAAGCAGGUAAAUGGAGAGACCACUUUAGCCCUUAUACACCUAGUAAAAAAGGUAAAGGUAAAGGACCCCUGACCAUUAGGUCCAGUCGUGGCCGACUCUGGGGUUGCGGCGCUCAUCUCGUUUUACUGGCCGAGGGAGCUGGCAUACAGCUUCUGGGUCAUGUGGCCAGCAUGGCUAAGCUGCUUCUGGAGAACCAGAGCAGCACACGGAAACACCGUUUACCUUCCCGCCGGAGCGAUACCUAUUUAUCUACUUGCACUUUGACGUGCUUUCGAACUCCUAGGUUGGCAAGAGCAGGGAUCGAGCAACGGGAGCUCACCCCAUUGUGGGGAUUCGAACCACCGACCUUCUGAUCGGCAAGCCCUAAGCUCAGUGGUUUAGACCACAGCGCCACCCACGUGGCAUAUACACCUAGUAGAUUGCUUCAGUCCAUGAGAGAGCCUUUCCCGCAAGCUUCAAAGAUCUCACAAUCCCCCUCCACAGGAACCCAGAGCAGGGCUUUUAGGGUGGCCGUCCCUGUUCUGUGGAACAGCAUCCCUGGCGAGAGGCAUCAGAAAUCACUGAAGACGUUUUUUGUUCCCACAGGCUUACCCAGCUGCACAAAUGGGUCUUUGCAACUUGUUAGAGUUUUAGUCUUCUUUUAAACCUAUAUGUUGCUUUUGUGUUUUUAAAACUGUUCUCGCUUACCUCGUGUGUGUGUGUGUGUGUGUGAAUCGCCUUGAGGCUCCGGUUUGGAAAGCGAUUAACAAAUCAGUUGCAAGAACAAAAACAACCCUAAUUUCUGCGAGCUCCUAAUGAAUGCAAGCGUAAAAUGGAAGUUCUUUAUUUAAACCAGAUUUUGCCUUCUUUGCUUCUUAUUUUAACCAGAUUUUGCCUUCUUUGUUUCUCCCUCCUCCCUUACUACAGCCCAGAUCGAGGUGAUCCCCUGCAAGAUCUGCGGAGACAAGUCCUCCGGGAUCCACUACGGCGUCAUCACUUGCGAAGGGUGCAAAGUGAGUCAGAAGAGGCAGCCACAACCUGCUAUGGGCAUAGCUGACAACCGUCCCUUAUUUGGCGGGAAAGUCCCUUAUCCCAGUGCCGUGUCCCGCUGCUGUCCCUUACUGAUGAUGUCCCUUAAAUUUCCCCGGUUUCAAAGGAAGCAGUUCCUCUCCCUCCCUCCCUGCCAGCCAGGGAGGAGGGAGGCUCCAACUGUGUUGCUUGGAUGCGUUGCUCACCCAAUAAGGAGUCAUAAGAAUGACUGGGGGGUGGAGCUUGCAUGCCUUGUGCCGAUCAAAUCGGCCACGUUGCCUGGGGACUCGCCUUUGCUCAGCGCUUCCCAGCGGAGAGGUGACGGUGGUUUUCCUUGCUGCAUCCCCUUUGCCGGGUUGCUGCGCUGUGGGAACCACCGCUUAAGGCUUCGUUUGGCUGCUGGCUGGGCUUUCUGCCUUUGGCUCGGAGGGGCUCAGAAGUUGAACAUACCUGUGCUGGGAAAAUCCCUUAUUUUGGCUGCUGAUCCCUCAUUUUUGAGGCUGCUGGUCCCUUAUUUUCAAAUCCGUAAGUUGACAGCUAUGGCUAUGGGUUCCAUGGCACUCACCAGUGCCAUAGAAACCCAGAUCAGCUAAGGGUGUUAUCCUGCAAAGGCCAAACUACAACAAUUCAGUGGGAGUUGUGGCCCCAAAACAUCUGAUUUUAUAAAUAAACUAGGAUUCUGGUAGAUCCAUUCCAGCUCCAUAUAAAACAUUUUUGGUCUUCUUAAGUAAAAAUAGGAGCUUUGGGCAAAUUACGAAAACUGAAACGUGGAUUUAAUUGUGGAUGUUGUUUUGGUUGUAGGUUAGGAAAGAAAACCAUGACUGCUAUAAAGGGGGGGGGGAAUAGUGUUAUGUAUUAUGGAAUGUUACGUUCAAUACAAUAUUCUUAAUUCUGUUUGUUAGUGUUAGCUGUUAGCGUUGUUAGGAGUUCCUCUUUCAGAGAGCAGCAGUUUUCCCAGGGUGGUUUAACAAUCGAUCCCUUUUCCCAGAGGAACUCUGGGGAUUGUCGUUCUGGGAAGACAACACCUCUCAGCAUUUUUAACAGUGCCAGAUUUACGUAUAAGCUAAAUAAGCUAUAGUUUAGGGCCCCACUCUCUUGGGGGGGGAGCCCAAAAAAAUUUAAAGGGAAAAAACAACUGGAUGUACAUUUCCAAAAUAUAAGAUAAAGAACAAAUAAAAUAAAACCUACAUACAGCAACAGUGUUUUGUGUUGUGUAGGCUCCUAGGAUGUAAGUCAUGGGCCCCGCCUACUAGCCUGCUCCCUAAAAUAUCACUGGUUUGCUCCUUUCUAUAUAUCGGGUGCCUAUAUUCUGCAUGGACUGGUUGCAUGGCCACAUGUACAAAUGGCUUGAGAUACUUAUUAGGUCCAUAAAUUAGCAUAUAGCAUAUAUUCAACAACAAAAAACCAGUGACAAUUUGAUAUUGCCUAAGGACAGCUGAAGGGACGUGGGUGGCGCUGUGGGUUAAACCACAGAGCCUAGGACUUGCCAGUCAGAAGGUCAGCGCUUCGAAUCCCCGCGAUGGGGUGAGCUCCCGUUGCUCGGUCCUGCCUCCUGCCAACCUAGCAGUUCGAAAGCACGUCAAAGUGCAAGUAGAUAAAUAGGUACCGCUCCAGCGGGAACGUAAACGCCGUUUCCAUGCGCUGCUCUGGUUCACCAGAAGCGGCUUAAUCAUGCUGGCCACAUGACCCGGAAGCUGUAUGCCGGUUCCCUCGGCCAAUAAAGCCAGAUGAGCGCUGCAACCCCAGAGUUGGUCACGACUGGACCUAAUGGUCAGGGGUCCCUUUACCUUUACCUUUUUAAGGACAGCUGGACCUAUAAAGGGCCCCAUUACCUUCAGUAGCUCAGGGCCUCAUCAGACCUAAAUCCGGCCCUGAUCCGUAACAAAGUGCAGUUUCCGAGAUUCGUUGGAGCAGCAGUUCUCAACCUGUGGGUCCCCAGAUGUUGUUGGACUACAACUCCCAUCAUCCCUGAGCUCUGGCCUUGCUAGCUAGGGGUGAUGGGAGUUGUAGUUCAACAACAUCUGGGGACCCACGGGUUGAGAAUGGCUGCUUUGGAGGAAGCCGCGAUGGUUUUAAGUGGGGUGAUAGUGCUUUAAAUGGGUAGUGCGGAUGAUGCCCGUAUUCUGAGGGGGUCCAACUCUCUCUCUCUCUCUUUCUCGGCCUUCUGCUCUCAGGGUUUCUUCCGGCGGAGCCAGCAAGGGAAUGUGACCUACUCUUGCACCCGACAGCAGAACUGCCAAAUCGACCGCACCAGCCGAAACCGGUGCCAGCACUGCCGUUUGCAGAAAUGUCUCAGCCUCGGCAUGUCUCGGGACGGUAAGAGACGGGUUGGUGGCAGGGUGGAUAAAAAUCAAUGAUUUAAAAAAAAAAAAAUCGGAUUUUUAUUUUCAUUUAAAUCGAAUUUUUAAAAUAAAAUGCUUUUGGAGGAAAAAAUCUUUCUAAGGGUAGUUUUCUAUUUCCAAAGGCUACUCAUCAGGAAAUAAGGAUUUGUUUUAAGUUUUUCAUGUGUGCUAAAACUCAGUCUAAGGUGUUUAAAAACAAACUGUUUAACCACAUCAGUUAACAAAAAUAGAUACAUAUGCUAUAAUGUUACUGCUUUAGUUAAAUAAAUUGCUUAAAUUUUUAUUAAGGAAAUGAUUAUUUUUCUCCUUCCAAUAAAGUACAGCAGAAAAGUUGUCCAAAUAUAAACAGUUAACUUACUGAACCGCACGAUAAUUUCAUGAUUAUCUGUCAAUGUGUUUCUAAUUGUAUAACCAAAUCAGUGUUUUUGAUAUAACUGUAACAACUACUCUGGAAAUUUAUUAUUCCAAAAAUGAAGCCUGCAUCUGGUUGUAAAAAUAUGAGAUUGUGCCAGCAAGAAUGAGUCUUUCUGUAAAAAAAAAAAAAGAUUUAAAUCAAGUCUUACUGACUAGUGUGAAUGUGGCCUUAAUCAUGUCAAUAAUAAUAAUAAUAAUACAGUGGUACCUCGGGUUAAGUACUUAAUUCGUUCCGGAGGUCCGUACUUAACCUGAAACUGUUCUUAACCUGAAGCACCACUUUAGCUAAUGGGGCCUCCUGCUGCUGCCGCACCGCCGGAGCACGAUUUCUGUUCUUACCCUGAAGCAAAGUUCUUAACCUGAAGCACUAUUUCUGGGUUAGUGGAGUCUGUAACCUGAAGCGUCUGUAACCCGAGGUACCACUGUAAUAAUAAUAAUAAAUAUUCAUACCCAGCCACUCUGGGCAGCUCCCAACAGAAUAUUAAGAACACGAUAAAACAUCAAACAUUAAAAACUUCCCUAAAAAGGGCUGCCUUCCGAUGUGUUCUAAGUCAGAUACAGUCAUACCUCGGGUUACAGACGCUUCAGGUUAUGUUUUUUCAGGUUACGGACCUGCCAAAACCCGGAAGUUCCAGAAUGGGUUGCUUCUGGGUUUGGGGGGUCGCGCAUGUGCAGAAGCGCCGAAUUGCAACCCGUGCGUGUGCAGACAUGCUGUUGCGGGUUGCGAACGCUGCAAGUUGCGAACGUGCAUCCUGCAAGGAUCACGUUCGCAACCCAAGCGUCCACCGUAGUUGUUUAUCCCCUUGACAUCUGAUGGGAGGGCGUUCCACAGGGCGGGCGCCACCACCGAGAAGGCCCUCUGCCUGGUUCAGGCAGGAACAUCCGACCAAUGUGUAACAAACCUCAUUUUUCCUCCCCAGCCGUCAAAUUUGGCCGGAUGUCCAAGAAGCAGCGAGACAGCCUCCACGCUGAAGUCCAGAAGCAGCUGCAGCAGCAGCAGCAGCAGGACGGAGAGGCUUCGCCUUACUCCCUGGGUGUCGCCAACGGGCAGCUGAAGUUGGCUCCCCCGCCGGACCUCCUGGAGGCCUCGGCCUGCUCCACCACCGCCCUCCUGAACGGCCAGGCGCGCCUCAGCCAGUGCCCGGACGAGACGGCCGCCUUGGCUUACUCCAACGGACUUGCCAAGGCCCAGAGCAUUCUGGGAGAGGACCUGCGUGCUCCCUUCACCAAAGAGUACAGCCCUGAGCGCAUCAAGAUGGAGAGCCGGGGCAGCGUCUAUUACGCCCUGGGGACGCAGGCAUCGCCGGAGCUCUCGCACCCGGACGCCCACGGGGCGAAGCGGCCGGUAUGCAGUGAGGGGGAGAGCCUCGACUUCUACACCGCCCCCAGCUUCACCAGCCUCUUGGAGUCCCCAAACUCGUCCCUGACGGAGAUCGGUGAGUGGAAGGAAGAGGGUGGACUUUUCUAGCUCGGCAAUUUUGAGCCACGGCACCGAGGGGUGAAGCAGUAUGGGGUUGUGCUGGCCAGGCAGGUCAAAGGCUUGUUGCUGGUUCUGCAACAAGGUCCCUUUCUCCAACGCCAUGGUGUCACGGUCCGGUUCAUGGGCAAUCGAAGUCCUGGCAGGGGACGUCAGGACCGGGGGCAAGAUGGCGGGUGGGAGCAGGGACAGGGAUCCAGAAGCCAGGAGUCCGAGGGUCAGAGAGCCGGGAGUCAAGAAGCCAAGGGUCUGAGGGUCUGAGGGUCAGGAAGCAAGGGGUCACAAAGUCAGGGGUCCGAGGAUCAAGAAGCAAGGAGUCAAGAAGACAGGGGUUUGAGGGUCAAGAAGCAAGGAGUCACGAAGUCAAGGGUCCGAGGGUUGAGGAGCAAGGAGUCAAGAAGCCUAGGUUCAAGGAUCAGGAAGCAAGAAGCCAAACGCAGCAAGGCAGGAAGCGUGUUGCUGUGGCAAAGAGCCGAAGGGAAAUGCUGACCUUAUAUCCCUUCCCAGCUCCUGCCACCAGGUGCUGUGAGUUACCAAGCAGCCUCACCUGUGCGGCUGCGCCUUGCCUCUCCAGGCCAAACUCAUGAAGGCCCCGGUCCUGCAAAGCCCUACUGGUCACAGGGCCUGGCUCCUGCACGCACUCCUGACACAUGGAGCCCCCUGGCCAGCAAGCAAGGGGAGCUUCCUCUCACCCUUUGGGGCUGAUCGGUGCCAGUCAGAGGGAAAGGGGGCGAGUUGGCCACUGAGAAUAGGCUCCUGGGAUCUCUCUGGAGCAGGAAGAAGGAGGGUUCUUCCAUGUACUCCAAAGCUCAUAUAUCUUUCUUUCCAUACAGUCAUACUUCUUGCUACGUUCAGUUCAGGUUACGUCUUUUCAGGUUGCGUCCUCUCAGUUUGCGAACGGGGCUCUGGAACGGAUCCCGUUCGCAACCAGAGGUACCACUGUACAAUUUAACAAAUUCAAUUCCGUUUCCUUGCAAAAUUCCCUUAGCGUUUUGACUUACUUCCACCCUUACUUCCAUGACGUUUCUGUUCAAAUCCUUCUAUCUACAUACCCUCCAACAUUUCUCAGCGUGCCCAGUCUUCUUUGGAGAGCCAUCCAAAGAUCUGGUGCCCGUUCACUGCGAGAGAGAGAGAGAGAGAGAGAGAGAGAGAGAGUUCACAGCGCAAAUAAGUCACCCUCUUUUAUCUGCCCCGAAUCUUCCAACCGUUCCAAAAACCGAACCGCGGAGAACGGAAGAAAACGGGAAACGGAGAGAAUUGGUGGGCGGAUGGAAGAACAGGGAAUGCGCAGGCUGUGAUUUGGGUCGGAAGCACACACAGAGACACCCGCCACUUCCCCUCUUUUCCAGUGGGGCAGGGGGAGGAGCCAGAGGAGGAGGGGGAGUGGCUAGGUGAGUGACCUGUUCACCUCUUCCCCGCCGUUCCCCAGAGCACCUCACACAGAACGUCAUCAAGUCCUACCGAGAGACGUGCCAGCUGCGCCUGGAGGACCUCCAGCUGCUGAGAUGGGAGACCUUUACCCGGGAGGAAGUGGGGAGCUACCAGAAAAAGGUGAGGGGACUCUCCUCAGUGCCGAAAGGCUCCGCCUCUUUACCGUGUGGGGUAUUGUCUGUAAGCUGCCUUCUUAUUAUUAUUUAUUGAAUUUAUCAAUCAAUCUUUAUUACGGUGGAAGGGGACGACCGAGGGUUGGCGCCUGGUAACUCUGGUUUCCACUCAAUUGGCGUCACAAGUGUGGUGUAGUGGUUAAGAGCGGUGGACUCGUAAUCUGGUGAACCGGGUUCGCGUCUCCGCUCCUCCACAUGCAGCUGCUGGGUGACCUGGGCCAGUCACACUUCUCUGAAGUCUCUCAGCCUCACUCACCUCACAAAGUGUUUGUUGUGGGGGAGGAAGGGAAAGGAGAUUGUUAGCCGCUUUGAGACUCCUUCGGGUAGUGAUAAAGAGGGAUAUCAAAUCCAAACUCUUCUUCUUCUUCUUCUUCUUCUUCUUCUUCUUCUUCUUCUUCUUCUACUGAGCACUCAGUUUUCGAGCAGCUAGCGCUGGGGAUCACUUUGCAUCUGGAAUCCAAGAGUAUCGUUCUUGUUUCAGCUUAUAUCCCACCAUAUCCAGUGCAAAACAGAUCGAGAGCACAUGGCGUAAAUUCCAGUUUCCUUUAAUGGUAAAGGUACCCCUGACCAUUAGGUCCAGUCGCGGAUGACUCUGGGGUUGCACGCUUUUCUCACUCUAUAGGCCGAGGGAGCCGGCGUUUGUCCGCAGACAGCUUCCGGGUCAUGUGGCCAGCAUGACUAAGCCGCUUCUGGCGAACCAGAGCAGCACACGGAAACGCCGUUUACCUUCCCGCCGGAGCGGUACCUAUUUAUCUACUUGCACUUUGACGUGCUUUCAAACUGCUAGGUGGGCAGGAGCUGGGACCGAGCAACGGGAGCUCACGCCGUCGCGGGGAUUCGAACUGCCAACCUUCUGAUCGGCAAGCCCUAGGCUCUGUGGUUUAACCCACAGUGCCACCCGCGGCCCUACAGUUUCCUUUACUCCCUACAAACUAAGUACCCCAGAUCACCAUUUUACAUAAUAGGAGAUAUGAAUGCCAGAAUAGGCUCAAAUGAUGAUAGCCUGGAAAUAAAAUUCCCAAUAUUAAGAGAUCUAAAGGAAAAUAGUGCCCUCUUUCUAAACCCACCCCCUCGUAGACAUUCAAAAGAUUCUCAAAUCAACUAUACUGGCUUCUGCCUGGCUUUUUUACAAAUAAGUCUUAACCUUAUCAUUGUUAAUGGAGUGCUCCUCCGAGACAGAGAAGGCGAGUACACAUUCAUAAAUACAAAUGGAGCCAGCACAGUAGACUACUGUCUCACUAACAGGGAGGCUUUCGAAUCAAUUAAAAAAUUCAACAUCGAUAUUAGGACUGAAAGCGAUCACCUACCUCUAAUCGUCUCCACUACUGGCCAAAAUUCAAUUCAGCGCUCUUAGGUAGAACAUGAGGAAAUAGAUAAAGCAAAUGAUCCAGCAUUGCGCAGAAAAAAAUGGCUACACCUGAGAUCGCAAUUGCAGCUGAGAAGAGAUGGAAUUCACAAACUGCAGUUAAGACCAGUUAUGAUUAACAAUUUAUCAAUAGAUUAAUAAGCCCUGACGGCUUACGAAAAUCUCAUUGAGUCCUAGCAGGAUGUGGUCUCUGUCAACAUAAACUCAGCCGGCAAGCCUGUUGCGUGGCGAGUCCCCCUCCCCCUUGUGAAAUGAAGACACAGGACACAUUAUUUAAGGUUAAUGGGCGUAAAAGGCCACAACUUUAUUGAUUACAGGAAUUGAGAGGUAUUGGCCUUAGGCAUUGGUUCCUAUUGACUACCCGGCAUGGAAGGGUUAACCACCAGCCAGGGGAGUCCUGCUGAAGUACGCCAGCUAGGAUCCCACGGGUGUCACCGCUCGGGGGCAUGGCUUAGGUUUACACCUCCAUAGGCUUCGGACAGAGCAACGCCCCCCAGAGUCCUCUACCGGACUACCCUUCACCUUGGGGGAAGGUGAUGGCGCUUCCUUCCCCCCCUUCAUUUGCAAAACAAUUACCCCUGCCAAUGCCUAACUGCCAAUACCGGGAAAGUUGUGACGUUUGCUACGAGGUAGGCGAAAAAACCAAAUGGCUGGAUAUUUGCCAAACGGAAAAAUUCCUACCAGGCCCCUUGCGGCGACCAACCAGAGUCCAUAGCAAGGUCAACGCUGGCUAAACCUAAGGGAGGGUGGGAUGGGAAGCAGCAGCAGCUGGAACGGGGAAAAGAGGGCAGUCCCCAGGUGCGCCAGCCUUAAAUGUGUUAGGCUACGCCUCCCCGGCCUGUUGAUUGGCUGGCCGGGGCGGUGACGCGCCCGAGGAUUCCCCUACUCUGGCGGGGGCUGUGAGCCAGCCCCCGCAUGCAUGGGGAGGGGGUGGACCCGCAACCCCACCUCCUCCCCAGCUCAGAAGUGGCUCUAUUGAAUUUAUAUACCACCCUAUACUUGGGGUGGUCUCAGGGCGGUUUGCAGAAUUAAAUCAAGGCUUCUGUGACUGUGCCACUUCUGCAGAUUGAACCAGCCGAGUGGGCAAAUUGGGGGGCGAGGCGAUCUCACAGGUGAACUAGUCCCAAGCCCUUAAGGGCUAUUAUUUAUAUACUAAUGGUAACACCCCAGACUUGGCGCGAUUCCUCUCCCUCGCUGCCAACGCCACCGUGCGUAAGCAUUCUGCUGGCGUGCGCUUAAUUUGGUGGAAUGCCUAAGCCGGUGCGGAAUGGGGCGGUUUGGGGCGAGCGAGAAAGCUCCCUUUGAUUUCAGCCGCUCCCGUUGAGUAACGAGUGAUCCUUUGCUCUGUGUAUGCCUUGAAUGACUGAACCAGUGACUCAGCCUGGCAGAUGGGCCAGGGAGGCGGGCAAGUCACCUCUCAGCACCAGCCUCAGAGAGCCUUGGGAUGAAUCCCUCUUUUUUGCUUGCUCACUGUGAUUUACUGCUGGCUCUUUCCUGUCCCUAUAGUGGGUUUUCCCCCCCAUCCCAAUCUCUCUCUCUCUCUCUCUCCUUCCAGUCCAUGGAAGAGAUGUGGGAGCGCUGCGCCUGUCGCAUCUCCGAGGCCAUCCAGUACGUGGUGGAGUUCGCCAAGCGCAUGGACAGCUUCAUGGACCUGUGCCAAAACGACCAGAUCGUGCUCCUCAAAGCGGGUGAGGAACGGAGCUUCUUUGGGCGGGUCGCAGUUAGGCUUCUGUAGUUGCCGGACAUUUUAUGGAGCGAAAUCAGCUGAGAAAGAGAGAGGAGAGUCCAUGUGGCUUUGGCCCAGACUAUCUGCAAGGUCGUACCUCCUGAUAACAUACCUGCCCAGGAGCUUAAAAUCCUCAUCUCUCGUUCCCAUCAAUAUCACACUGACACGGGAGAGCCUUUUCUGUGGCUGCUCCCAGAUUGUGGAAUCCCCUUCCAAGAGAAUCUUUAUUUUUUAAUACAUUUUUAUUCAUUUUUAAAAUAUUAAUUAACAUUCAUACGACAGAACUUCUCAUCUUAUACAAUAUUUUUUGGACUUCCGUCAACACCUCUGAUGAUUUUACGUACUUACUAUGCAUUUCUUAAUUUCAUAUUACCUUUAAAUAUCUUUAACUAAUAAUUCUCCUCAUUGUCCUUUUUUUUUUUUGCAGUAUUUCUAAUAAUUCACCUUACAAAACUUCUUGCAAACCUACUAGCAUAAUAAUCUGUUCGUCACAAUUACUUUUCAAAUAGUCCGUAAAUUUACUCCAGUCUUAUGAGAAUCUCUGAUCCCACAGGUUUUGAAUCCUUCCUGUUAGUUUAUCUAAUUCUGCAUAGUCCGUCAUUUUCAUCCUCCAAUUCUUCUUUCAUCGGUAAUUCUUCUUUCUUCCUAUUUUGUGCCAAUAGUAUUCUCGCUGCAGGCUUUGCAUAUAAGAACAACUUCCAAUCCUUUCUAUUUAUAUCAUCUCCUACAAUGCCAAGUAAAAAUGCUUCUGGUUAUAUACAUAUAAAUGUAUAUUUCAACUUUUUUUCAUCUCAUUGUAAAUCAUUUCCCAGAAGCUUUUCCCUCCCAAGAGAAUCUAGACUGGCUCCUUUUUGGUUAUAUUUCUGCCUUCUGGCUAAAACCCGGAGACAGACCUUUGGGAAACGAGAAGGAAGCAGCGAGAGGCAGGGAAAAUUCGUUUUCGUUUGGGGAGAGAGCUGAGGAUUUAGGCCCAAGUCUGAGAUGAGUUUUGAGUUCCUGCUAUGGCAACGGUCAUAGAAUCCUAGAAUUGUAGAUUAGGAAGGGACCACGAGGGUCAUCUAGUCCAACCCCGAGCAAUGCAGGAAUUUUUCGCCCAACCUGGGAUUCGAACCCGCAACCCUAAGAUUAAGAGUCUCCUGCUGUACUGACUGAGCCAUCCCAGCUCACGUCUGAGGGCUAAGGAGGUGGCGUUUGUGCUUCUUCCAAGUCUCCGCUUUCCCAACUCUCUUUAUCUGCCUUUUUAACUGCUGGCACCCAGGGUGGGAGAAAUAUUCCAUUCAUUCUGUACACAAUCCUACCCAACUCCCAAGAAAAUAGCACUUUUACAGCCGCUCUUGGAAAUUCGCAGCUCUCUGAAUUUUGCAGCGUAGUUAAACAACACACACCUGCACGCCCUGCAAAUUAGUGGUCUCCAACACAGUUUUACUCAAGAGUAGACCCACCAAAAUGAUUGGAACCAUGUUCAACGAGCCCACUCUGAAGAGGACAAGUGGUGGGUGCAAACCCAAUGUAUUGGGGGGAAAGUUUGGAUUAAAAAUGGGUAUAUUUGCAAGUGCAGUGUAUCGUAGUAUUAAAUUGCUUGAAAACAUAUUAUGUUGGGCAAGGAGAAAGGCAAACAUUAAUAUGCUGACCUGAUUCGGUGAAGAUAUUUUUUAAAAUCUUAAACUACAGACAAGAAAAGCCUCCAAAGAUCAGACUUUCCAAGAGCAAAUUUUGGAAUUUAUGAAAGAUAAUAAGCAGGGUUUGCAGAGUCCUGCAAUUGAGGUCAGAGCACUGUCUCCAGGAAUUUUAAAAAGACUUUGGAAUUUUGCGCAAAGACCUCCAAGAGGUUAAAACAGAAGUUGCAGGUUUGCAAAAAAGGGUAUUAGAGAUUGAAAAUGUUAAAAUUGCAGAUUUAGAAAGAUUACAGGAAGAAUCGCAAUCUGCAGCAGCUUUUUUACAGCUUAGGGAAGCUGCUUCAGUGAAGAUAUUUUUUAAAAUCUCAAACUGGUGAACGAGGUUGGAGGAAUGAAAAACUGGGUGUCCACUAGGGCCACCCUUAGAUGAUACUUGCUUUGGGGGGGUCUCUUCCCAGUCUAGCCCUGGGAAUGAGGUGUUGGAGUCCCCACUAUCUCCCCACCCUCCCUGAAAAGGGGUGCCCAGCUUGGCUGCCCCCCACAAUCCCACCUCCUUCCAAAGGUGAGGCAGGUUUUGAGAGAAAAGUCUGCACCUUCCUAUUUUUGCUUCAUCCUUGCCUUUUAAGUCUUUAUUUUCGUUUUGCUUCCGCCCCGCCAGGUGCCAUGGAAGUAGUUCUGGUGAGGAUGUGUCGUGCCUUCAAUUCCGAGAACCGGACGGUCUUCUUUGAAGGGAAAUACGCCGGCCCAGAGCUCUUCAAAUCCCUCGGUACGACGGCGACCGUCAUCUCCGGACGAUAGACUAAAAAAACGGAAUGAGCCCACUAUGGGUCCCAAGGCCGAUAGUUGUGCCAUCGAAAAGAAGUUGAGGAAAGGGGGAUAAGUCUUUGGAGGUGGGGGUUUCCAGGGUGUAACAGGCCAUGCUUUGAGCUUUCGGCUUGGCCUACCUUGCAGGUUUGUUGCGGGGAUUUAAUGAGGGGGUAGACAGACCCACGUAUUUGCCACCUUGAGCUCCGGGCAGCGAAAAAUGAGAUAUGAAUGCCCCCCCCAAGCAAAUAGUUUUAAAAAAGGAAAUGCCCAUUAAAGCUAAGUGAAGCUCUCUGUGAACCAAACAGGCUGAUAAUUAACUGAGAAUGCAUCUCUGCUGCUCUCUCAUGUGGUGUUUAACUUAGAUUACAUGUGAGGGUAUUCAGCUGCAAAUUUCCAUUUUGCGGGAGUUGUCUUUGUUAUCAAGCCACCUUGUGCUGAUGCUUCUCUCUGUGGAGAUGCAGGCUGCAUGGAGAGAAAGAACUUUGGUUUCAGUUCUGUUUGGAGUAAUUUUACAUUUCUAUGAAGAUGUACCUGUGCUUAGACAAGCACAUGAUUUUGGGCAACUAUUUGAACGUAUCGCUAUUGUUGUAAGUCUGUUUUGAAGAAAGUUCUGCUUUAUUAAAGCUUUGGAACCCAAAUAAAUAGAGAUAAAGUAAAGGUAAAAGUACCCCUGACCUUUAGGUCCAGUCGUGGCCAACUCUGGGGUUGCGGCGCUCAUCUCACUUUACUGGCCGAGGGAGCCGGCGUACAGCUUCCGGGUCAUGUGGCCAACAUGACUAAGCCGCUUCUGGCAAACCAGAGCAGCGCACGGAAACGCCGUUUACCUUCCCACCAGAGCAGUACCUAUUUAUCUACUUGCACUUUUACAUGCUUUUGAACUGCUAGGUUGGCAGGAGCAGGGACUGAGCAAUGGAAGCUCACCCCGUCGCAGGGAUUCGAACCACCGAUCUUCUGAUCAGCAAGUCCUAGGCUCUGUGGUUUAACCCACAGUGCCACCCGCAUCCCUAGAAAUAGAGAUAGGAACUCACUAAUAAAUAGGUUGAUUACCUUUUUGUUGUUGUCACUGACCCAAGUCUCCCCAUCCUCUACCUCCAGGAUGCAACGAGUUGAUCAACUCCAUCUUCGACUUCGCUCACAGUCUCUGCGCUCUGCACUUCUCUGAGAACGAAAUGGCCCUCUUCACGGCGCUGGUGCUUAUUAACUCAAGUAAGAGGCUGCCGAUUCAUCCUGCGCCAUGUUUGAGGAAGUUGCUGGAGGUGGCAGAGGGCAGGGUCCUUGUGGCUGGGAGGGGCCACCUGACUUCAGCUCCCAUCAUGCCCCGGUGGAGAAGUCUGUGCUAUCACCUUUUUGCUACACUUGCACUUUCUUCCCCUACUUUGCCCCCAGAGGAUUCUGGGGGUUGUAGUUUACUUACAAUCCUUCCUAGACUGCUCUACGUAGCUGCCUUAAAUAUACCAGAGAGGUCACUUCCGGUCUGCUGCGGGAGGCUAAUGGCGGUGAGCCCCGUGUCGUCCGAUUAAAAGAUGACACGGUCCCGGCAAAAUAGGGCUUGAGGGUGCCUCCAGGGCUCGGCGCACCCCCGAGAAACCCCCCACGGAAGAGUGGGGACUCUAGGGUUCCAGUGGAGUGAAGAAACUCACACACACACACACCUUUAAUAUACCAGAGACAUCAGACCAAGUGGUUUGAUCUCAACCCAGUGAUUAUACUUAUCCACAAUGGAGAGGGGCACUGAGAAAAUCCAGUGGUGGGGGUGGUCUGGGAGAGUCCUGAGGGCCGGGUAAAGAGCCCUGGAGGGCCUCAUCCAGCCCCCAGGACUGAGGUUCCUCACCACAAAUGUUGAUGUUUGCUUUGAAGAGCCAGUUGAUCUGCAUGUUCGAAAGAGGUCAGGUGUCGCUUGCAGACGGUUCACUGCUCACCCCAGGCGAAUUGUAAGCCGGCCAGCUUUCCCAACAGCCGCAAUGGACUCUUUCCAAGUUUUUGUCCUUCCUUGCAGAUCGUCCCUGGUUGCAAGAGAAGAGCAAGGUGGAGCGUCUGCAGAACAAUCUGGAGUUGGCCUUCAGGCACAUGUUGCGGAAAAACCACCGGGAAGGCAUCCUGGCCAAGGUGCGUAUCUGCUGGGGACUUUGCUGGGUGCAAGUGAGAGAGACCCUCCCCCUGUCUUAAGCACCUCCUCUCCCUCCGUUAAACACCUCACCUAGAUCACCGGCUACCUGUACUGCUUGCCUGCCUGCUUGCCGGCUAUUCUAUUAUCACGCUGGAGUUGAUGCUGCCACCUAUUGGCAGCUACACAGACUGCAGCAUGACAACAACCUUACGUUUUUAUGUCUAUAGGAAGAUAUAUCAACCUCUCCCUCCUUGUCUGCUUGCCUGCCUGCCUGCCAUUCUGUCGUCAUGCUGGAGUUGAUGUGGCCACCUUUUGCCAGCUGCGCAGACUGCAGCAUGACGACAGCCUUACAUUGUUAUGUAUAUAGGAAGAUAUAUGUAACCUCUCUCUCUUCUCGCUUCCGACAGUUGCCCCCCAAAGGGAAGCUUCGAAGCCUCUGCUGCCAGCAUGUGGAGAAGCUGCGUUCCUUCCGCCAGAUGUACCCCAUCAUUGUCCACGCCGUCUUCCCGCCCCUGUACAAAGAGCUCUUCAGCGCAGACUACGACCCUCUACAGGGAACAGCAGGGGAAUAA
This is a messenger RNA of Podarcis lilfordi (Lilford's wall lizard), 86191 nucleotides long. The record is from the annotation of a GenBank genome assembly. Lineage: Eukaryota; Metazoa; Chordata; Lepidosauria; Squamata; Lacertidae.